This is a messenger RNA of Podarcis lilfordi (Lilford's wall lizard), 60343 nucleotides long. The record is from the annotation of a GenBank genome assembly. Lineage: Eukaryota; Metazoa; Chordata; Lepidosauria; Squamata; Lacertidae.
GGGUGGCGCGGGUAGGCCGGGCUUGAGGAAGAUGGCGGUAGCAGCAGCAGCAGGAGCAGGAGUGUCCGGGCGGGGUGGUCGAGGGCUGGCGUGCGCCUCUCCGGGCUGGGCGCUGCUGGGCCUUUUCCUGCUGCUGGGCUCUGCGGCUCAGCCUGGCGCCGCCACCACCCACUGGGUGGUCACCGAGGAUGGCAAGAUCCAGCAGCAGGUGAGGGAGGGGCUCCUCUGGCCGCUGUGGGAACCGUCGCCAUAGAAACGCUUCCUCCCCCCCCCUUCCCUCUGCAUUCUUCUCCCGGUGCCAAGGAGGGUCCGUCCCCUGUGUAGGGAAGGAGAGAGAGAGAGGCUCCGCGGGCGCGUUGCCGGUGCCUGAGGUGCAGCCCCUUCCCAUCCCUCCCUUCCGCAGGGCACUUUCCAGCGCCGCUUCCCUUGCUGGCUCGAGUUUCCUUCCCUCCCUCUCAAGUCUCCAGGUGCACAUGGCCGCGAGGUUCUUUCUAGAGAGGUGCGUGAGCAGAUCCUGCAGGAUCAGGCCAGUGGCCCAAAUAGCCCAGCGUCCUGGGGAAACCAGCAAGCGGGGUUCGAGCACAAAAGCAGCUCUCCUCCUCUUCCCCUCCUGUGGUUUCCAGCAACCUCGUUGCUGCUGUUCUUGAAGCUCUUCCUUUGAUCAGCGUUUCUGUGGUGGUGACCUAAGAAGAGUCCAGCAGGGAUCCCUUUAGGACAGCAAAGUGCCUCUGAGGAAAGAGUGUGAUGUAGGAAUAGUGUCAGCAGGCCUUCCUUGUUGCUUUUCUGCCCACACCCCUUCUGGGCGGCCCACGGUUUGGUCUUCAGGUGUAUACUGCCUCUGCUUAUGGACAUUUUCAUUUAGUUACAGUAAAGGUUGACCUCUGUGAAUUUAUCUAAGCUAUCACUGUGACACAUUAUGUAGUGGUGAAUUCCAUAAGUAACCAUGUGUUACAUGUAAUAGAGAGAUAAAGGUACUAUUGGCCACCUGUCACUUUCAUUGGGACCUUCAUUCCGGAAUAAUGAGAGAGGUGAACUGAAGACUCCUCAGUUUCUCCACAUGGUUUUAUUAACAGGUCAUGUGUCUUCAUAGUCAUCUUUCUCUAAAGAGCCCCAAAUGUCCUAGCUAGCCAUUCCUUGUUUGGAAGUCCAGCUCCCUGAUCACUUUAGAAGCUCUUGUCUGUAGUGUUUUAAAUAUCUCCUAAUUCCCAACAUUUAGUUUUUCUUCCCCCACCCUACAAUGCUGCACCUUCUGUUGAAGCUUUCAUUUAAGGUUUUCUGUGGCACACAGUCAUCUUCCACCUGAAAUGCCCUUUUUGAGUCCUACAAAAUCUCUUUCAAGUUUCAUCUACAAGCAUGGCUAUCUCACGGCUCACCCUAAUUCCAUAUCAUAUAGGAAUGUUAAAUGGCAAUGGACCCAGUACAGAGUUUUGUUCAGAACAUUUUGAAAAUGUUCUGCUUAUUCCUACCCUCUUCUGCAUGAUUUCACAACCAAUCACCAUUUCACAACCAAUCACCAUUUCACAACCAUGACUACUGUUUACUUAGGAGCCUUGUUGGAAGUCCAAGUAUGACUACUGAAUCUCCCCUACCUUACAUGCUUGUUGACACUCGAAGAAUGAAAAGCAAAACAUCCUUUGCGGAAGCCAUUCUAAUUAAUUAAUGUUGUUUAACCAUCUAGUUUCAGUAUUGCUUUCUACUAGUUUACUUAGGGCAGUAAUUAGGAUAAGUGGUUCUGUGAUUUAUCAGAGCCCCUCUGGCUCCCUUUUUAACAGGCUUGAUUUCAUAGGCAGCCAUGUCAGUUUCACCUUUGCCCUCAUUCAGUUUGUUCUGUUUCUUUCUUUCUUGGUGGAGAGACUUGGGCAGAGGUUGAUAAGUACAAAGUUCCAUGUCACUCUCUAUUUCACACAUCACUGCUUUUGAGUGAGUUUUAUAAGUGAACCACAGAGCCAUCAAACCCUCGCUUUAAGUAUUAUUUGGGCUAUACCUGGGUGAAGCAUUGCUCAUUUAUCGAUAGGAAGAUUUUCUGUUUUGAAUGGCAAGGCAAGGCAUCAGUCCACUAGACAGCAAUGACUAGGCAAAGUAUAAAAAGGUAAAGGGACCCCUGACCAUUAGGUCCAGUCGUGACCGACUCUGGGAUUGCGGCGCUCAUCUCGCUUUAUUGGCCGAGGGAGCCAGCGUUUGUCCACAGACAGUUUCCAGGUCAUGUGGCCAGCAUGACUAAGCCGCUUCUGGCGAACCAGAGCAGUGCACGGAAACGCCGUUUCCCUUCCCGCUGGAGUGGUACCUAUUUAUCUACUUGCACUUUGAUGUGCUUUCGAACUGCUAGGUUGGCAGGAGCAGGGACUGAGCAACGGGAGCUCACCCCGUCAUGGGGAUUCGAACCGCCGACCUUCUGAUCAGCAAGUCCUAGGCUCUGUGGUUUAACCCACAGCGUCACCCGCAUCCCACAGGCAAGGUAUAGAAGGUGGUAAAUCUAUUCAGCAGGUACAGUUCACCAGAAAUGUAGUUUGGAAAAAGAAUAUCAUGGCAGCUUGAUUUUAUAAGAUGGCAGCUGUUUUAUAAGUUAAAUUUUUGCCAGCAGCUUGGAGCAGUUCUACCAAAUUAAAAGGACUUAUCUCAUUUGAAUUGCUUUCCUGUUAUAAGUUGAUGGGCUUUCAUAUAAAAGGUAUUCCCUUUUAUAGAGUGAAUUCAAUGGUUACCUACAUAUAAUAACCUGUUUUUAUAGGGCUUCCUGGUUUUCAUUAGUAUUACAAAUCACAUAUUUUGUUGUUACCUAGAUUUGUUGGUUCUCUUCUGUGCUUUAUAACGUAUGUCAUAAGGUGGUGGGGUGAAUCUGUAGGUAAGUUUAAGAUGGUGAAAGUUUGGCUAUGCUUAAACUUCAUUGUACAUUGUUGAGGUCUGCAACUAAAUUUGUUUUCUGAUCAUAACUCUUUUACUUGUUACAAACUGUUCUUAAUCUAGAGCCUCUGCUGAUCACUUCCCAGUUUUGCUAGCUUUCUGAUUUUCCUGUAAUAAUUAAUAUCCAUACCAUUUACCAUAUGAGAUAUUGAAAGUGACUCUAGUACAGUGGUACCUCGGGUUAAGUACUUAAUUCAUUCCGGAGGUCCGUACUUAACCUGAAACUGUUCUUAACCUGAAGCACCACUUUAACUAAUGGGGCCUCCUACUGCUGCGCCGCCACCGGAGCACGAUUUCUGUUCUCAUCCUGUCCUGCAGCAAAGUUCUUAACCUGAAGCACUAUUUCUGGGUUAGCAGAGUCUGUAACCUGAAGCGUAUGUAACCUGAAGCGUAUGUAACCUGAGGUACCACUGUAUUUAUUACACUUCUAAUCCAAUCUCCUUAAAGGGUACAAAGUCUGAGAGUUGGACUUGCUUCCCUGCUAUGCAAAGUUGCCUCAGGUUUUGGUUGGUCCUAGUAAAGCUAUUGUCUAACCAUGAAUUUUAGAUAUAAAACAGAUGGUAAGCAACAAGUGUUUGUCUGCUACUGGACAGAAUUAGUCAGCAGAAUGGGGAGGGGGGCAAUUUUUGGUGUUCCCUUCCUGCUGCCCCUCCUUGAUCUUCUCUGGAGGGGACCCUUCGGAGCAGAUUUCUGGGGAGCUUCAGGGGGUGAGGGGACAAUUGAAAUUGUUUCCAUACCCAAUCUUGCUGACAGUUUAUCUUCUAACUGAUCAAAUACCAAUGGAUGUCAUACUGUAUUAGCUAUUCUGGUGUGGAGAUGCCUCUUAAUUAAAAAUUUAAUAUUUACUUAUUAAAAUGUGUAUACUGUCUUUUAUUUCAAAUAAAUAUUGAGGUGGUUAUAAAUCAGUAAAACAGACAGCAUAUAACAAAAUAUGAUAAAAUGAUAUUAAUGAAGCAGAAAUAAAACAUCAGGAUCAGCUGCAGUAGCCAGAAAUGCCAAGAAUCAGUAUUAACUCUUGGGCUGGGGUUUUUUGUUGCGGGGGGUUGUUGCUGUUCUUUUUUUGUAUCUUUAUUUUAGAUCUUGCUUUAUAUGAAAAUUGUUCCAUUUGGUUCUGUAUUUUUAAUGUCUUAUUUAUUGUUUAUAACUACUUUUGCUAUGUUGUAGAUAUGUAUUUUUUCAUGUUGUAAGCCAUCUUGCGCAUGGUUUAAACUGUGGAAAGGCAGCAUACAAAUAAAAUUAUGUAUGUGUGUAUGUCAGUUGGGAAAACUUUGGUUAAAGAGCUAUGUUUUAAAUUGUUGGUGAAAGCUUCCAUGAGUUGCUGUGCACCUGAUCUCCAUAAGGAGAUCAUUCCACAAGUUAGGGACCACUGGGGAAAGCCCUUAUCUGUACAUAGACAUCUUCAGGCUAUGAUAAAGUUAACCAGGUCUGUUCAGCAGAUCACAGUGCCUGGACUGGGCUGUGGUGUUAAAAUCACCUAAAAUGAGUAGACAGUCUUUUUUUGAGAUCAUGGGUAGAAAGGAAGUUGGUGCUGAAUGGUGCCAGCAGCAAAGGUGGACUUGGGGCCACAUUUCUAACAUCUCUUUUUCUCUCCCUCUCCACUCAGGCUGCUGAAGGAGAGACAGAUUGUAGCCAUAGGACCACAUAGGGCCCACUCUUGACUUCAAAUAUUACUGAUUGGUAGAUCAGUUUAGUGAAUAUUGGAUUUGGGGGGAAAUAUCUGAAUAAUAUAAUUGUCAAAUUAUGCUGAUUAGAUGCUGCAAAAUCUUCAGCUGUAACUAUUCAAAUGUCUUACAAUAUUCACACCACAGCUGAUGUUGUCUAUUACGUACAGUGUUUCCAGGGCUUUUUAAAAGAGUUGACAGAAUUUCCUCAUCUCAGACCUCUGCAUUAAGCAAGUUCUGAUGUUUUUGCAUAAGCAGCACAGUGAUUUUGCAACUUUGUGCUUAUUUAAAUUGCUCGUUCUCCUUUUGCCCAAGCCAUAGUGACCCUUUUUGAUUUCCAAUGGAACUUGCAUAUGAGAAAAUGUUUAUAGGCUUAAAUCCUACGUUCUCUUAGUUGAAAGUUGGAUCCAUGGAGAUCAAGAGCACACAUUUGCACAGAUGUAAUUAGGAUCAGAGAUGCUUUCCACCCACAGUCACAUAGGGAUUGUUUUUCCGUCAUGUAAUUUUACACAGUUGGGGACUGAUGUGAAUAAUGCAAUUACAUGGGUGGGGCAGAUUGUGUGGGUCUUUCUGUCUACUUUCUCUUUUCCCGUAAUUCAUGGAUUCUAUAAAUGUUGCUGUUUUCACUGAAAUGACCUCCUUUACUUGUGUAAGUAAAGAAUAGUUGUAGAAAUUCACAGUCCAGCUCAUAUUUACUCAGUGUAAGACCCAGCGGGGCUUAAUCUCAAGUAAGUGCGCUUGGGGUUAUAGCCUUAAAGAUCUGUCAAAUAGUUCCUUUAAAAUACUGUUCCACCAUGUUCAUUUUGGUAUUAUUAAAGAGGGUAUGGGGAAUAUUUUGCAGUUUUGUGUUGUGAUGAAAAAGCUGGAUAGUUGUUGAACACUCUGGUCAGAAUAAAGAUAGGAUAGAAUAGACAGGAUAGACAUAUUAAACAUGUUUGAUUAUAUGAAUAGUUAGCAAUAAGGUGACCGAUAAAAAGGCACAGGGUGCAAUGCCUCUCUGCAAUUAAACUCUUCUGAAUUUCAUGGCAUGUUAUGGCUGCCUAUGCUUCUUCAUAGAUGUGUAGCAUAAGCAAACUUGGCACUUAAGGCCCCACCUAUGUUUAGUCAGCCUGAGAUCCUUGACUAAUUCAAAACUAACAUUUUUAAGCAUGCAACUGGCCUUUCAAAAAGCACCUCUGACUAUAAACUAAUUUACCAUAAAAGAUUCAGCAAAACAAGUAACAGAAUAUAAGAAUCUAAAAACAAGCAGUGUAUCCCAGUAGACUGUAUUAUAUAAACAGAUAACUCCCCUCACAUUAAAAACCUUUUGGUUAACAUAAACUGUUAACGGUAGUCUGACAUGAGAACUUACCCGUACUGUAUCAUUUGGUUGUUAUUUUGCAUGCAUUGCCUAAACACUAUCUUCCGAUUUAGGGUGGGAUAUUUUAUUUUUUAUCUUUAUGAUCUUGUUAAUACUCAAAAGAAAUCUGCUAAACCAUCCAGGAGCUUCAAUGGGGUCCCACCCCCCAUCUCUUGGCAGCUAUCAGAAUCCAACCAACAUCAUCCAAACAUCUAAUUGAAAUGGGUUUAGAAUGAUCUGUUUCAUGCAGGAGUAUCUUGAACUGCUUAACAAUUGCCUUCCCUGCUCAUUUGUGAGGAAAGGGAACCUUAUACAUAUUUGUAAUUCUGCAAAACAAGAGGAUCUGUGAAGACCGUUGGAUGGAUAGAUGUGUGCGUUUGCACACAAGUUAUACUAUUUUAUCAGCAACUUUCUGAAAAUAGAUGUUCUAUUUCUGCCCUAAGGUACAAAGGUGGAUUCAUGCUAAAUGGCAUUAUUCCAUGUCCAUUGAACCCUGCUGCCUACUAUGAAGUAGAAUCCUUUUCCUACUUCUAUUAUUAUUUGCAAGGGUCCAUUUAGGUGUGCCGCCUGCUUUCAAUGAAAAUGUGAUCAUAGCCUAGACUACAUGAGAUAUCCUCCAGGGUAAGAAGAGCCUCCUAGAUCAGGCCAGUGGCCCUCAUCCAGCAUCCUUACAGUGCCCAGUCAGAUGCCUAUGGGAAUGUGCUAGCAGGACCUGAACGCAACAGCACUCUCACUUCCUUCACUUUCUAGCUCUGGACCCCUGCCCACUGGCUGGGCCAGGGAAGUGAUUAAUAUCUCAGCAGCUUUUGAUACCAUCAACCAUGGUAUCCUUCUGGGGCGGCUGUCCGAGGUAGGGGUACAUGGCACCACUUUGCAGUAGUUCUAGUCUGGGGAUUUUGCUUUGGCCCUGUGGAGCCUUCAAUGUGGGGUUGCUCAGGGUUCAAUUUUAUUCCAUAUACAGUGGUACCUCAGUUUACGAACUUAAUCAAUUCCGGAAGUCCGUCCUUAAACCGAAACCGUUCUUAAACCGAGGCGCACUUUCCCUAAUGAGGCCUCCCAUCGCUGGUGCCCUUCCGCCAUUCGGCUUGCGUUCUUAGACCGAGGUAAAGUUCACAAACCAGGACACUACUUCCAGUUUUGCGGAGUUCGUAAACUGAAUACAGUGGUACCUCGGGUUAAGAACUUAAUUCGUUCUGGAGGUCCGUUCUUUUCUUUUUUAAAAACUUUUUUUUAAUUCAAAAUUAAAACAAAACAUAUUACCCAGAAACACAUCAUCCUUAUUUUUUCCCCCAUUUUUCCUCCCUCCCCCCCACCCUCCCCCACAAAACCCACCCACCCCCACCCCCGGCUUCCCUCAGUUCCAGUCUUUUAUUUCUCUAAGAAGGCUGUUUUCUGCAUGUUACACAGUUGUAUAGAUCCUCAAACUAUUUAGCUGAUUAUUAUAAAUAAAAAGUCUGUUCUUAACCUGAAACUGUUCUUAACCUGAGGUACCACUCUAGCUAAUGGGGCCGCACCGCCGCACCGCAAUUUCUGUUCUUAUCCUGAAGCAAAGUUCUUAACCCGAGGUACUAUUUCUGGGUUAGCAGAGUCUGUAACCUGAAGCGUCUGUAACCCAGGGUACCACUGUAGUUCGUAAACAGGACUGUUCUUAAACCGAGGAACCACUGUACUGUUCAACAUCAACAUGAAAUUGCUGUGUGGGGAUAUCUGGAGUUCGGAGUACAUUGUCAGCAAUAUGCUGAUGACACACAGCUCUGCUUCUCCUUCACAUCUGCAGAUGUGGCAGUGGGUGUGCUGGACCUUUGUCUUUCCUCAGUAACGGACUGGAUGAGAGCCAACAAGCUGAAGCUCAAUCCAGAUAAGGCUGAGGCACUGUUAGUGGGUGGUUCUCUAGACCAGAUGGAUGGGAGGUUGCCUGCUCUUGAUGGGGUUGCACUGCCUUUGAAGGAGCAAGUAUGCAGCUUGGGGGUACUUCUGGAGCCAUUGCUGCCAGUUGAGGUUCAGAUGGCCUUGGUGGCACAGAGUGCUUUCCAUCAGCUUUGGCUGGUGGCCCAGCUUUGCCCCUACCUGGACAGGAAUAGCUUAACUUCUGUAGUCUAUGCUCUGGUAACCUUUGGUUACAUUAUAGUAGGCAUCCCCAACCUACGGCCCUCCAGAUGUUUUGGCCUACAACUCCCAUGAUCCCUAGCUAACAGGAUCAGUGGUCAGGGAUUAUGGGAAUUGUAGUCCAAAACAUCUGGAGGGCCGAAGGUUAGGGUUGCCUGCAUUAUAGCAACAUGUUACACAUGGAAUUGCCUCUGAAGAUGAUUCAGAAACUUCAGCUGCUGCAGAAUUCGGCAGCCAAAAUUCUUGCUCACUCAGGGCAUGAUGAUUUAUACAUAUAAGGCUAAUCCUGGCCUGAUUGCAUUGGCUGCCAGUUAGUUUCCAGGCCCAAUUCAGUGUGCUGGUUUUGACCCAUAAAUCCCUAAAUGGCUUAGGGUCACAAUACCUCAAAGACCACCUCCCCCCGUAUGGACCAACCAGGACCCUGUUAUCAUCAUCUGACACCCUUCUUCAUGUGCCCUCUCCACAAGAUGUCUUGUGGAGGAUGGCAACACAAGAAUCAGCCUUUUUUGCAGUGGCUCCCCAUUUCUGGAAUGCUCCCUCCAAGGAGGCUGGCCUGGCAAAUUCAUUACAUAUAUUUGGGGGCUAGGCUAAAACAUUACUCCUUAACCAGGCUUUUGGCUGAUUAACAUUCUAUGUCCUUUUAAAUGUGUUUGGGGGGGUUGUUUUUGUUUUGUUAAGUAUUUUGUGUUCUCAUUUUGUAUUUUUAUGUUGUGAACCACCCUGUGAUCUUCAGAAGAAAGUCAAUAUACAAAUUUAAUUAAUAAUAAUAAGUGGUGAUUUUCCCCUUCAUAAAUAACCCUCAGAAAAUGAUGGAGUCAAACUUCUACUUUCCUGUACAGCAGCACUAGCAAACUCAAUGUGCAAAUCAGGGAAAGCAAUUCACUGGCAUUUUAGUAAUGUGGAUCUAACUUAUAUUUUAUAGCUAGAUAACUAUAUUAACGAUUAACCUACUAUACUAAGUGUAAGAUUUUACUCUUAACAGACCUACGCCCUUACUAAGUAUAAAAUUUUAAUCUUACAUUCAGUAGUGCUGAAAGUCUGAGAAAUCAGAGAUAUGACGAACUAAUUGGGGUGACCCUAUCUCCCAACAAAUAUUGUCAAAAUGUAAAUGUUCUGACGCUAUACAAUUGUUGGCACACACUUUAGAUUAUAACACAGAGUAUGUUUUUAACUACUUAAUCCUCAUACCAAAUUGCCCAACAUUAUGUAAUAUGCGUAAUUACUGAAGCUAAGCAUCGGAUCUUGUCAGUACGCGGGUUCCAUGAGGAAAGAAAAGUAGGAUAUAAAUAUAAGAAAACAAAUAAAAACAGCAUUAUGUUUCAAUGCCCUAUAUCCUAAGCUUCUGAAAGUUGCCUGUAGCCAUUUGGCAAUUUAUAGUGUUCAGAAAUUCCUCAGUGCUGUAGCCUGUUACCAGCAAAUGCCUGAAUAUUCAGCUGUCUAAACAUUAAGGAUGUUUAAUAAUGCAGCUAUUCUGAACUGUCUUCUAGGUCGACUCGCCAAUGAACCUGAAACAUCCUCACGAUUUAGUAAUACUAAUGAGACAAGAAACAACUGUUAACUACCUCAAAGAGUUGGAGGUGAGGCUGUUAAUGAAAUGGUCUUGGAAACCUGCUUUGUAGGUACUGAAAAGUAUGAAAUGCUAAUUUCCUGAUAAAAGAAGUGCAUUUGGAGAGUGAUAAAUACUGAUGCUGGAAGCUUUAGCAUCAAUAGUUUUUUCUUCAUAUUUAUUAUUUCAGUCUCUAUGCAUAAAACCUGCAACUUAAAUAAAAAAGUGUUGAAGCUUUUUGGCUUUCCUUUACUAUUGGAACUGUAAAGCGUGGUCAGGUUCCAGUGAACCAUGGAAUUCGUUCUCUGAGUCCAAAGGGCUCCAAGCUUUUUCUCCUUGAAGAACAGCCUCUCUCACCUCAUGAAAAUUUCUUUGAAACUGAGUGGCAUUUCAGAAACCAUAUCUGACAUGGUUUUCAUUUUGAUAUUCCAGACACCAAACAUCUGAACCAAAGCACAGGCUCAUGAAAGCUCAUGCUUUACUACAGUAAAGCAUUCUACAGCUUCUAAACAUCUCCCAUCUAAAAAGAGGGACCAGUCUGAAGCUUGAGCAGUGCCAGAAAAAGCACGCUAGUUCUCUGUGUGUCUGUCUUUCUUAAAGAGCAUCCCAUGUCUGAAGCCAGCUAGCAAGUUUAUAAUGUAGCUAGGAUUGGGGGUUCUGCUGGUUAAAGAAACCAAAGCCAUACAGAGAAUUCCCAGCCCCUUCAGCAGACAUAAAGAAAUUUCUUUGCAUCCUAGUCAGAGACGUCAAUAAGUCACUAUGUACAGCUAAGAGCACUCUUGGCCCUGUUUUGUGCAGAUGAUCCUACGUACAUACAUAUCACUGUAUUUUGGACCUUAAUCACUAAAAGAAUGAGUAGCAACCUUGAUCCUUUAUGAAGACUUGUUCACAUGACAGUGAUUAAUUGUGGCUCUCAGUGUUUGAAGUGUCCAAUCUUUACACUGGGAUGGGGGGAAAUUAAAGUCUUAAGUGUUGUAUCCUGAAAAGCAUGAGCAACAGAGCUGACCUACCUUCCUACUUUCACUGCAACCCCUUGCAACCUUCCCCAAGAAGCCUUUUGAAAUACCUUGGUAUGCGGUUCUGUUUCAAACAAUGUUUUGUUUUUUGUAUCUCUUCUAGAAGCAAUUGGUUGCUCAGAAGAUCCAUAUAGAGGAGAAUGAAGACAGAGACACAGGACUGGAACAAAGACAUAAUAAGGAAGAUCCGGAUUGCAUUAAAGCAAAGGUGCCUUUGGGGGACUUGGAUCUCUAUGAUGGCACUUACAUCACCUUGGAGAGCAAAGAUAUCAGGUAGUGAGAUGAUUAAUUGUAUGAAAUUUUUGCAACAGCUGUAAUUUCAGAUUGUCGGAUUAUGAUUGUGCCAUUGGGAAUCAGGUUGAAAUAAUAAGUGACUGUUAAGGUAAUGAGUAGCUCUCCUGAAUAUUCCAAAAAAGAUAUUUAUAGUCAUCUCAACAAUAUUUGCUUAUGUGUCUUUUCUAGGCAUUCCUAAACUUUGUUGCAUUCAUUCUUGGUGAAGUAGGCUUUCUCCACAGCAUCAUUUCAAAUGUACAGGCAACACUCAACUUAGGCAGGGGUAAUGUUGUGGGAUAGCACAUAAAGCCAAAAUUGCAUAUAGUCAAAACCCAUUGGGUUCCAUGGUUUGUCAAAGUAUUUUCCUGGAUGUCUACCCCCUUAAUUUUUUAAUUUUUUUUAAUGCCAAGGGCAUAAAGCUUUAUGUGCACAAGUUAAAUGUGUAUAAGUUGUGAGUUGCCUCUAUUUCAGAACUUGAUUCCAAACCUCCUUUAUUCAGCGUCAGUAUGGCAGAAUCCAAAAGAGUUCCUUAAUUUUGAAUAUUGUUCAUUUUAAUUAUUUGAGCUAGGAUAUGCACUUCAGAAAGUACCCACUAUAGGAUCCUAACUGAAUUGUUUUGUGCCUGCUUUGGGGGGGAAAGAGAUUAGUACUAGUUUAUAGUCUUAAACUGAAGACUCAGCAGAUACAAUUUUAAUGCAAGUUGAUCUGAUGUAGAUAGAAAAAUAUAUAGUGUUAGUUGACUUAAAACAGAUAAUGUUAAUCAGCAUUCCUACAUGACUUAGUUCCCAUUCCUAGUAUUUUGUGAUAUUUUCGACUGCAAACAAAUAUGCUAAUGUUUGUGUUGCUAUUUGGUUUUAGCCCUGAGGACUACGUAGACACAAAGUCUCCUUUACCUCCAGACUUAGAAGAGCCAGAAUGCACAAAAAUUCUAGAUCUUCCAUAUAGCAUUCAUGCGUUCCAGCACUUACGGGUAAGUAAUUAAUGAUGUAGUCUUUCGUUACUUUACCUCUAAUCUGCCUUUCUUCCUGAGAUGUCCAAGUAGAUUCAGAUAGGCAGGACUGCUUUGUCUUACAAUCACUUUAAAGUAUGUUAUCUGUUAAUUGAAGUAAAUCUGAAUAACUUUCUUCUUAAAGCAGCCUAGUAAUAUUUGUAGCCACAUUACUGAACAUUUUGGCUAGACUUGGAAAUCAUUGCAAAGCUUCUAGUGAUGAUGCUUGCAAUUCCCUCUCCAGCUUUCUGGCCUACAAUGACUACUGUCUCAUAUUUCCUCCCCCACAUGCAUCCUAACUUCAGUUUCUAUCACUUAAUAGCUUUUUCUUCCCCGCGCCUCAUUUUGUCAGAAAUGUUCAGAUUUUUUUUUUCUAAAAGAAAAAUAUUGGAAAAUUUUGCUGGUGCAGAAUUUGGAUUUUUCUAAAUAGGUAGCAAAUAACACAGUAGGCUUGGUUAUCUUAUGCAUUGUAACAAACAUUGUUAUUCUGCUACAGCACUUAAAGCAGCUGAAGUUCUUCAAAAUUUCCCACUAACUGCAGCCUAAAUUGUAUGUGGGUGUUUUAGGAUAAAAAUAGCUGAAGGUAUUGAUGGAACAAUACUUAAACAUGAUUUUAUAUGGAAUACUAGAACAAUACAUUUUCUAAAUAACAGAUGCAGCAAUUUUGUGCGCUUAUCUGGAAGUAAGUCCUAUUAAAUGUUGUGGGGCUUACAUCUGAGUAGACUGCUAUAGGAUUCAGUAAACUAGAUAUUACCUUUUCAGAAAUGAUGCUUUAUGCGUUGAAAUUUUGGGGCAGUAUUUGCUGAAUUGGGGAGUUGUGGGUAAAUUUGACAUGAGGAAUUACUGGCUACCUUCUACCACCUUAUCAUAGGUGAUUCCUGCUGAUUCCUGGGUAUUUCUGUAAAGAAUGCUGAAAUAGGUGGAGCUGUGUAUCAAAGCGUUACUUAUUUUCUUAAGCAGAAGUUCAUAUUCAGUAUUCACACAGAUUAGCUAACUGUUAAGAAAUUCUGAAUGCACACUCCUGCUAUGAAAAUGUGAAGACAUUACUGGACCACAGAAGUUUUUGUAAAAUGAAAAAAAGCAGACAACAAAAGACCGAAGUCUGUCCACCUUGAUAGUAGAGAAUCCCAUUUUAUUUAUCAGUCACUGACUUUUUUCUUUUUCUAUCCUCUCUGUCCCCCACCCAGGGUAUUCAAGAAAGAGUUAAUCUUUCUGCACCCUUGUUACCUAAAGAAGAUCCUAUAUUGACAUACUUAUCAAGACGGUUAGGAAGAAGCAUAGACGAGAUAGGCCACCGCAUUUAUGAAGGUCUCAUGAAGGUAACCACCUUGUGUGUGUCCCCAAAAUGAGUGUAUAGAAGCUUUGAUUCAACAUGAAUAUGCUUUAUAUUUAGCAGGCACUUAAAUCUUCACAUGCCUUCUGUCUGCUAGUUAAGGAAAAACAUCCCAAUGGAUGCUUACUUACCCUAAGUGCUCAUCUGAUUUUUAUGCGGCUUUUCUCCCUGUGAACCAAGACAAUCUGUAAAGUCUGCAAACUUCUACCAGUGGCCAUUUAAAUGAGGACCACUAUAGUGCCUUGAAUCUUAAUUUGUGUAAUUUUUAAUUUGGGGUUUUAUGUGUUCUGUUACAUUUUAUGUGUGAUAUGUGUUUAGUCGUUUAGUCGUGUCCGACUCUUCGUGACCCCAUGGACCAGAGCUGUUGCCUUUGUCCAUGGAGUUUUCUUGGCAGGGAUACUGGAGUGGCUUGCCGGUUCCUGCUCCAAUGUGUGAUAUACUCUUUGUAUAAAUUGCAGUGAGUAGUGGCUGAUGCAGAUACAUUUCUAUCUAUCUGUAGCAGAUAUAUAGCCAACUCAUUUUUGUUUUAAUCAGUGGGCAGGAAUCAGUUAACAAGUUCCAUUAGUGGAAGUUUGUACAAUGACUUCCACUAACACAGCAGGACUUCCUCCCCCCCCCCCCUGCCCCUGAAAUUGGCCUGGGGGGGGGAAUCCCUAAGCAGUGCACAAGGGGCAGUUGUUGUGUCUCACAAGUUUCUCCUGACAGAACAAUUGCCACAGCACCAUGUUAAAUUCCUUCUAGAGUUUUUAUUUCAUUAGCCCUCCCAAGUUUUCAUAUACUGUGAAGACUAGAAGAAAAUGGAUUGCAUGCAGGUCCCGGUUUCUGGAUACAAUGCAUCCCCAGAAAAUCGUUCGUUAGGCAUUCACAUAAUGAGCUGGCAAUUUCCUCUUUUUCCUGUGGGAACAUUUCUAAUGCAGUCUCUCUCCCCACUUCAUCCAUGGUUUCUUCCUGAAAUGGCUGCAGCCAACCAGCAAAAGGAAAAACUGAUUUGUCCAAUCUCUUUCCAUCCCUCCCCCCUCCCCACAUGGCUCGAAAAAGACUGCCACUGACCUGCGGAGCACAAACAAGUAAGGAAGUGGACAGACUCUGGCUGUUCAUAGCUGAAUCAGCCAUUCAUGUAGCAAGGUUUAGGCAUAACUCUUUAUAUUCACAUAACUGAAUUUGGGGAUAACAGGCAUUCUGAUAGUGCGUGUAUGUUCAGAAUCCUGUUUCAGCCACCAACAGCUAAAAAGUUUAGUAACUUAAAAAAAAAAGUAAACAUUUCUUGUGUCUCCUGUUCUUCGCAGAAUUCUUCUUCUUGGGUAUUAUAUAAUAUGGCUUCCUUCUACUGGCGAAUAAAGAAUGAGCCAUACCAAGUAGUGGAGUGUGCCAUGCGGGCUCUCCAUUUUUCUACAAGGUGAGGCAAAUGAAUUUUUAUUAGCAGCAUAAUACAGUCUGUUGUAUGAUUUGAAAAUUAAGCUAAUCGAGGGUGGCAGUUGCUUCCCCCUUAGGAUUGACAGGCCAAUGCAGUUAAAUGAUGGAGUUGUAGAUGCAUAUAGAUAUCUAGAGAUUCUGCCAUCUCUUGUUUGACUUACACCAGGCUCUUUGGAUGGGUGUCUCUUGCUUUGUGCUGUUGGCUUAUCUGAACCAUAUCACAGUGGAUGCUAAAUAGUGUGCAUGUGUAUGUUGUCCUGCUUAUACAAAGAUGUGUGGGAAUAACUUAGGCUAGCUUUGGCAUGUUCCCUGCUCCGUAACCAAAGUUACUUAGUCAUAACGCACUUCAGAAUAUUAUUCUUUAUCAGCAAAUGAUGUUGAAAUUAUUACUACUAUUUAUAACUUACCGAACUACAAUAGUUAAUUCUGGUUUUAGAACCAAAUAAGGAAGAAGACUAUUUAUACAUAAUUGUGCGUCAUCUGAUGGAAGUACUGGCUGAAUUGCUCUUCAUUAUAAAAAAAAAAACAGCAGCCUUCUCCAAAACCAUUGUGCUCAGUCAACCCAUGUGCUUUUAGACUACUGACAUUCCUAGCAAUAGAUAAAAGUAUAAGACAGCAGGAUAGAUGUACACGCUUUUGGAUAUAAAAAGACACUUCAUAUUAAACCAGUCGCUUAGGAAGCUCUGGGCUAUUGUUAUGUCUGAAUUGCAUUUUUGCAUAGAUUCUGCCUAGUAGCUUCUCAGUAGUUCUCACUUUCCUGCAUGCAAGUAAUCAGAGAUCGAACCUGAGGCCAGAGGCUUGCCAGUUGCUUAGAAAUGCCUUAGGAUAUCAUCUUAAUGACCGCUUUGUUUUUUCCCUCUCUUUCAGGCACAAUAAAGAUGUUGCACUGAUAAACCUGGCAAAUGUGCUACACAGGGCGCACUUCUCUGCUGAUGCAGCCAUUGUGGUCCAUGCAGCUCUGGAUUACAGUGACGUCUUCACCAGCUAUUAUACUUUAGGAAACAUAUAUGCAGUAAAUAAUAUCUUAUUUUUCAGUUAUCUAGAAAGAUUAUACCACAUUGAUUAGCUCUCUUACAAAUUGAACAGUGAGACUUAUGCAUCUUCAGGACAAGAAUGUUUUGAAUUUGGCUAUCUUUGAAGAUCUUUAAACCGACAGAUAACAUUUAUUUGCAUUUUUGCUGCUGUUGUUGUUUUGGAGGGCCUCACUAAAGCAGCCAUGAUGUAUUAAACAUGAUUCUAUUUCCAGAGCAGUCACAUGCUGAAACUCGUAAUCAAUAUGAAAUUCAGAAGCUACAUUAAAUGUUCAUAUUACAUUUGAAUGCUGCUAACAUGUCUUUUUUCCCCUCAAUCCCUUUUUUCAGAUGCUUGGGGAAUACAACCACUCAGUACUAUGUUAUGAUCAUGCUUUACAGGCAAAACCAGGGUUUGAACAAGCAAUUAAAAGGAAGCAUGCUGUCCUAUGUCAGCAAAAGCUUGAGCAGAAACUGGAGGCUCAGCACAGGUAGUGAAUUUAUCCUCAAAAUUCAUACACAGGCUUGUUCAGAUUUACUUUCUUGUUUACUACUUCCUUAAAAUAAAAUAUAAAACUGCAUAAUUUUAAAUCUAAGGAAAAUUAAAGCACACACUGCAGCAUUGAAAAUCAGCUGCAUGGUAGCAUGCUGUAAGUUAACUGUGUCGUUUAAUAAAACCUAAGAAACAAGUAUACAGGAAAACCAACCUUGAAAGUAAGUACUGACAUAAGUGUGUAAGCAAAAGCUAUUUUAAGCAACUUAAAUGUCCUUUUCUUUGGUGUUAAAUUUUUCAAGAUCACUUCAGCGAACAUUAAAUGAACUGAAGGAAUAUCAAAAGCAACAUGACCAUUACUUAAGGCAGCAAGAGAUCUUAGAAAAGCACAAGCUGAUUCAGGAAGAACAGAUCCUGAGGAACAUUAUCCAUGAAACACAGAUGGCGAAAGAGGCACAACUAGGUAUCUGUUGUGUAACAAGAUGUUCAUUGGGAAAUGUAAAAGCCGAAAUGAAAUUUGUAUGUUUGUCCAAGGAAUUCAGGUUUCAGGUAAAACCAGGGCUUUUGAAUAAACCAACUCACUGAUUAGAACACUUGCUGACGGCAUAUUAAAAAUGCCAAAAAGUUGCAUUAUAGUGUGUUCUGCUCUAACAAACAGACUCUCCUUUUAGCAUGCAGCCCCUUGUCUCCACUACAAAAAGCCACUUUUGAAGGUCACAGGACCUUCUGGAGUAACAUUCUGUUAAACAUGAGAGUCUCUGUUUAACAGAGUUUCUGUUUAAUUCUGUUAAAUUCUCUGUUUAAUUCUGUUAAACAUUCUGUUAAACCUGAGAGGAAAACCAGCAACCUUCCUUGUUCAAAAGAAAUGUGUCACAUGCAUGGGCCUCUGAAUUCUGCCUGUAAAUUCAAUGUGCUCCAAAGUACUAAAAAUGCAUGUUUCUUAAGAGCCCUGUAGUCUGGAGCCAAGGUUAGCAAAUGCAUUUCUUUCUGGCAAAAACUGAAGUGCUGGCCAAGAUAGCCAAUAUGCACAAGCUCUGUGUGGACCAAGAUAGUGAGUAAUUUAUUAUCUAAAAUGCUCUUCCUCCAUGCAGAAUCGAGAAACAUAAUAAAAAAGGGAAAUUAAGAAUCAUUUGUUUUCGGAUGCUUAGCUUGGAAGAAAUCUGUUAGGUAUAUCUUCUUGAUCCUAAAUGCUGUCAACCAUAAUUUUGUUAGCUUUUAACUUGAAUUUUAUGUUUAUAUACUGCAGGAAACCAUCAGAUUUGUCGCCUGGGCAACCAGCAGCACAGUUUGCAUUGCCAGUGGGACCAACCUGUCCGUUAUCACCGUGGUGACAUGUUUGAAAAUGUUGAAUAUGUUGAGGUUUGUCUGUAGAGCAUUGCUCUCCCUGCUUCAUGAUCUAUAGUGAGGGGUACACAUCUUCCUGAGGUGUCUAAUAGAUGAGGAUAUUCCUUUUAUACCUAUUUCUAUUUACCCUAGCACAAGAUUUUAAAACAAAACUGGGGUGCAGGGAGUUCCAAUCAAUCCAAUAUGUAGGUUCCCUUUGGAGCCCCAUCUUCCAUCUUAGAAGGCAUAAACUGCCUGGCUCCUAAACACAACAGACAUUAUGCAUUCAUUCCAGGUUGCUGAUCACUGUAUCUUGUCCUGAGCAUCAGACGGAAAAAAGCACCCAGAUAUUGAAACAAACUUACUUUGUGGCUCCCUGCCUCAUCUUUGGAUUUUGAUCAUCAAUAACUCCUUCAUGGUGUGCUCAGACACUAGAUACGUGAUGAAUGGGUUUCAGGGAAAACAAAACUAGCUUUCACACUGUUCAUCAAGAGAAGGAAAUUGAAAGUAUUGUCUGGCAAAAUGUGUUUGUUUGUUUUUUAAUGCUUUGAAGAAAGAUUGUGCCUACUUUAGAACCUGUAGUUCUGAAGUUUGGGGAGGUGAUUUGCACUGCUGCUUAAAAUUAUUAAUAUCAGGGCUGUUGAUUUUCUCAGCAUCUUGUGAGGGGGCUUCCCAUAUUUUCCAACAUGCUCAGAAUUGCACUGCAUGCAACCCAAUGUAGGUAGUUUUUUGUAAGGAAGUAGUUUUUUUCUUAAAGAAGUCUCUUUGAGGUGUCAAUUUCAUGCUCCAAACUUUUCUUAUGCAUUUUCUGUUUCUAGUUUGGCAGUGAUUCUUCCAUUUCCAGUAUGACAUCCAUGAAUUCUGAACUUCAUGCCAACCACAGUGACUUUGGCCAUUCCUUGGAGUCUUCCCCUUUGGUCCAUUCUGUCUUCUCAUUAUGGGGCCUGGAAUCUGAGGCUUACAGGGUAAGUGGAUAGGGUAGCUAUGACUUUUCUUUCCUAGGCAAGGCCUCCUAGCCAGUUUCAUUGUUUGCUAGUAGUGUUCUGCUAAAGACAAGUACAUAACUAACAAUAUGCAUAAAAUAAAGCUAAUCUAUUUUGGGCCUCUUGUUGGCAGUGGUGUCUGUGCACAAGCAGAAUGGACUUCCCCUCAUCCAAUAGGACUUCUCAUUCCUCUCCUCCCCCUGCAUCCCCGACCCCAUUUGCUUCCUCAAGGUGAAGUCCCAUUGUGUGAGCGAACGUCCACUCUCAAAACGUUAGCUUCCUCCCAAGGUACCUUCUGGGUCACUCUGGUUUUGUCUCUCCUCCCAACUCUGGUUUUGUCUCUCCAUUCACAACUCUGUCUGCCACCAAAACUGCAAAGAUGUUAUGAUAGUAAACCAUGGUGAACAGAGUUCAAAACUGCAGGGCAGCCAUCUGACUUUUGUCAUGGAUUUUGCUUGAUAAACUGGGAAUCACUGCCCAAAGAAAGUGGAAGCAUUUAGAAGUUCUGGUUUCUUGCAUUCUGGCGAGUUUUCUCUAGCAAGUAGAAAAUCAGAGAGUCAUAACUGGUAAACCCACUUCGUGAUACCUUAAGAAAUAUUUUCUCUGUGAUCAGGAGAAGCAGAAUAUUUUGUGGCCUAAAAGAUCAGAGUGUGUAAAAACCUAUCCAGCUAUCCCCUCCCCAGGAGAACUACCAACUUAUUUCCUGCAUCCAGAAAGCAGGGGGCAAAGGUGAGUACUGUUAAUAAAUUAAUUCAUAUGUCAUUUGUAUGCAAGUGUAGCCAGAGCAGCUCGCCGCAGCAGCAACAUAAUAAUAGUAUAAUAUAAAAAUACAGUUAUUGAAACAUGUAAUAUGCCUAGCACUGAAAAACCAACAGCAAUGAGACUAAAAGAUGUUGCAUGUGAUGUUCAGUUAGAAAACUGGAAAAUAGGCUGCAGUCCUUUGCAUGCUACCUUUAGAGUAAAUCAGAAUGAGUUCAGUGGGAUUUACUUCAGUGGGAUUUUCUUUUUCAGGUUACCUUUAGUGCUGUGGCAUAGUAAAGAGUGCCAAACCAAAGGUACUAUUGUCUGACAGUAAUGAACAUUUGUUCUGCCUCUCUAGUUUAUAAAGCAAUUUAAUUCUACUAUUAUUGUUGCCUUUCAAUUGGUACUCCUGUAGCCUGAAUCAUAUUCUUAUACCUGUGUGGUGUUUGUUUAAAUUUCUUAGAAUCCAUUCAAUACUUAGCAGUCCAGGGGAUGACGAUGCACAAACAGAGGUCUAUGAGCCAGAUUGUUCUUCCAUUUCUGAUGCCCAUAACAGUGACUCUAUGCACUUUUUGAUCAAAGAACUAGACAGUCAUCUGGAUCUGAGGGUAAAGAUGCCAGAUGAUCAUGCCAAACAAGUAAGAGAUUUUAUGAUUAUAUUUGAAGAUUGUUAGUAUACUUCUGGUCUUCUCUGUCCUAUAAAUUGUCACUUCCAGACUUGACAACCUCUUGAAAGCAAGAGGUCUUCCCACAUAAAAUUCAGUUUGGAAAUGGCCAAGUCACCACGGAAGGGAAGCCUGUAGCCAUUACAACAUGUUUGUUUCAAUUGACAGUCACCUAUCCUCAAAAUGUUUGAGGCAACACCCUGCUUUUGCAUUACGAUCAGAUUCUGUGAACUUGGCUUAUUCGGUUAGUUGACAUGAUACAGGUGCAAGGAAUCAUUAAUGCACUCCAAAUUAGUGGUGCUUUACAUUGUGGUAUUGCUGGUGGCUAAGAGUGUGAGCUGUGAAUUAGGAAAUUCAUAACUGGCAUCUUACCACUGCUGUGAACUUGCUAGGUGGCCUAAGGCAAGCCAGUUUCUCUCAGUCUUAGCACUGAAUCACCCCAGCAAUAUGGGCAAAAUUAUUACCUCCUUUCCCUCUGUAAGGGACCAGAAGUAGCUGUUGCUAAAUCAAGCCAGCUUAGGUUAUAUUACUGGACUAUUUAGACUUGCGGUUUCUGUUUGUUUUCUGUUGGAUUUUGACUAUGUUGUUUUCUCCAAACUCUCUACCAACAAUAAGCCUUCAUGCAGAUAGCAUAAGACUUAUCUGGUUUUAGCCAAAGUUCAGGUUGCUUGUUUUCAGUUCUACGAUCAUCAUUGUCUCUACAAGCAUAAUACAUUAUUUGUUUAAUUUAUGAAGUUAACAUGAGUUGUUGAAUUUUCCAGUUGAAUUGCAAGGAUUUUUCCAGUCUUUGCAAUUUAGCCAUAACCAUCCAAAUAAAAAAGGAGGCUCUCUUGGGUUUUCAUUUUGUGAUAAAACCUGCUGAUCCUUUAGAUCAUUAAAUUUGAAUUACCAAACGUAAGUUUUCUGCAUUAAAGUCUUACAUUCCAUAGGUUCAAAUGUAUGGUUUUAAACACUUCUCUGUCUUGCACAGAUAUUAUACUCUCGUGUCAACAAUCAAUCAGUUACACAGCAGCAAAUAGGAUCAUUCAUCUAUCAUGCCAUUGUAAAGGUAAUUCCAAUGACCGCAAUUUUUAUUUUCCUCUUAGAGUAUAUUUUUAUUUUCCUCUUAGAGUAUAUGGAUUUUUUUCCAGAAUCCCAAAGGGCCCUCAUGUACAGAAGCAAGAAUCUCUUUAAUUUAUUCAGAGUGUUCCACUUAAGUCAACUGUAAAUCAUUCCACUUCUUUAUUUUUGUCAGAAAUGUUUGUGAUUUUUGUGCAUGAAAAGUGCUGAUUUGGUCAGAUUUUACAGCCUCCAUGAGUGAUUGACAUAGAGUGAAAUAAGGACAGACAAAGAAUAUAAUACCACGAGUACCAAUGAUGACUAGAAAUUGAAUUUGUUUCAAGCUAUUCUUGUUAUGAUUGAAAACAUACAGGGGCCUUUUGUCAAAAAAUAUAUUGAUAGCUGUGAAGCCUUGGAUUGACAAAUACUGAAGGAGAUUUACAGGUCAAUAUUCCUGCUGUACAGUGAAAAUGCUUGUAUGGCUAUACCUAUGAUUUUAAGAAAUAUAGCAAUCUAGGAAAUUGUAGGAAAGAAAUUCUGCUGCAGUGCUGCUGCCUUCCAAAAGAAAAUGUACAGUGCCAGCUCUGGUAAAUGUUGGAAAUGUAAUAGUAUAUUCUGAAUUAUAGCAUUUUAACCAUACAGGAAUGCUAGAAGGAUAGGGUAGGUAUCCCAGAGACUAUAGAAUUGUGUAUUUGCUUUAUCUAUAGAGGCUUCCUAAUGGCAUAUGUUCUAUGGACAGCUCACGAUAUAAAAGAGUAAAAUAUAACAACAGCAGAAUUAAAAUAGCAGCAUAAAAGCUUUUGAACCCACAGAAAGGAGACAUAACUUGUAAGAAAAUACAUGCAUGUAGAUACUCAUGUUGUAAUGUGAAUUGUUUGAUUCACAGAAUACUAGCACUCUUGGUCUAUUUAAUUACAUAUUGUAUUCUAAGCAAGACUCUCAAGUAGCUUUUGUUUCUGUAAUAUAUAUAUAUAUUUUCAAAAUCCCUGCUGAUUCACAGUUCUACUUAACUGAUGAGUUAUUAAACAGAUCUUAGACCUUAGACAUGGGCCUUAGAAAUACAGUAACACCUUCCGCAUUAUAUAGGGCCAUAAUCUUGCAAAACUGCAGUUAUGCAAAUCUGUUCUUUUAUUGUUAAUGCUGCUUUUGAUGCAAGCCAUAAAUACUGCAGAAAGCACUUGGAUAGCUGUGAAAUGGGGGCUAAACAUGCUCCCUGCCCUUGGAGACUCCAGACAUUGAGAAUCAAGCCUGCUCUCACCUGCAUCAGCACAUCCUAUGUUCCUUGUUUCACUAGGGUGUGAUAGAAUAUUGGGAAGUGGUUAGAUCAAUGUUUUGCUGUGUGCAGCUGAUUUGUAUAUGCAUGACCCUCCAGCAGUGAUCUCUGCAAACACCUGUAGCUGUAACAUCUAGGGCGGCAAUGGUAGUCUAACAUGGUAAAGCAUGGAAUGAGAUUAAUGAGGGUAGCCUUUCUUUUUUGUGGUUAAUUUCAGGCAAGGGAUCCCUUAUGGUUGGUUCUCAAUGAGGCUGGCCUUUACUGGCGUGCAUUUGGAAAUGGCACCUUCGCCUUCACUUGCUUACAAAAGGCCUUUAACUUGACCCCACAUGAAUUCCAGGAUAUCCCUUUAGUCAAUCUAGCCAACCUUCUAAUUCAUUAUGGUCUUCAUCUGGAUGCCAGCAAGCUUCUCCGAAAAGCUUUAGCCAUCAAUGGUUCUGAGGUGAGUCUUCGUUUUCCCCCCCUGUUCUGUUCUGUUUGCUUAAGUAGGAUUGAAGCAGAAGUACCGUAUUUUUCAUCCCAUAGGACACUCCGUCCCAUAGGACGCACCUAGUUUUUUGGGGGGGGAAAUAAAGGGGGAAAAAAUUUCCCUUUAUUUCCCCCCAAAAACCAGGUCGGGGAAACCAAACCAGGUCGGGGAACAGCGGUAUGGCGGCGCUCUGCCUCCCCGCUGUCCCCCGAGCUUGUCCCCCCGCUGUCCCCCAAGCGCGCUUCUCCCCAGCACCAGCCUCCAAACCAGGUCGAGGAACAGCGGGAUGGCGGCACUGCGCCUUCCCGCUGUCCCCCGAGCUUGUGGGGCUGGCCGAUGUCUGCCCGAAGCGCGGGGCGCUCUGCUUCAGCGCGCCCCGCACUCCGUGCAGCAGGCUCCCGCAGGGCUCCCCAGGCUGCAGAUGUCUGCCCGGCAUGCGGGGCGCUCUGCUUCAGGGCGCCCGCGCGCCGGACAGCAGGCUGCUAUCCGCAACCUAGGGAGCCCUGCGGGAAUUCCCGCGGGCUCCCCAGGCUUGCUGAUAGCUUCCUGAAGCCUGGAGAGCAAGAGGGGUUGGUGCGCACCGACCCCUCUCGCUCUCCAAGCUUCAGCGAAAGCCUGCAUUCGCCCCAUAGGACGCACACAGAUUUCCCCUUCAUUUUUGGAGGGGAAAAAGUGUGUCCUAUAGGGCGAAAAAUACGGUAUUUCUUUCAUACCCCAUCUCAGUGUCCAGAAGUGAGUUAGUGGAAGUGGUUUGUUACAUUUGAAUCUUGGGAAGUGGCUUGAAUGCAUUGAUGUAAAAAUAUAAUUACUCAAAGGUGCCCAGCACAUGUUUGCUAACUUCACACAAAUUAAUUCUUUAAACCCUGUCUUCAUUUUGUUCAGCUGCUGUUAGUUGACAUGGUUGCCCAUCGCUCCUAACCAGUCAGAAAUAUUUAUACAAGAGUUUCAGAACACUUCAGUAAUGUUCACAAACCAUUGAGUGGAAGGAAGCUCACACAAGUGGGGUUUGGUCCCAUCCACCCCCCUAUGCCCCUUCCAAAGCAAAUCUAGAGGACCUCUUGAACAAUUGGGAGAAGUGGGAAUCUUGAAUCCACCCCUUACUGUUCGGAGGAUCCCCAUACCACCUAGAGAAGCUUUUGUAGGAACAGUGGGAACUGUUGCAGGGCAUGCAAAGGACCCCUUGAAUGAGUUUCCUUCUACUUUAGCUACUUAAGAGCCAAACCAAUAAAUUUAUAUUGUAUCUUAUAGGCUUGAAUACCGUAUUAUCAGUCUUAAUGUAAAAAGAUACUGAUAUCUUAAAGGGCGGCUUUAAGUACAUAUGCGCGCAUACACACACAUAUUUGAAACAGAACUCCCAAGAUGUGAGCAUGCUUGUUGUAAAUUUCCAGUUCCUUUGACAACUGAACUGAAAUCUGGGUUUUGCCUAUGCCUGUGCUGAUGGAAGUUUGCCUUUCCCCUUUUUAGCCUCUGACCUUCUUGAGCUUAGGAAAUGCCUGCUUGGCUCUGAAGAACGUCAGUGGGGCAUUGCAGGCUUUCAGGCAUGCCCUGGAUAUUGCGACAAAGUGUCUGGAGUGUGAGAGGAGCCUGAAGCUGAUCCGCUGUUUGCAGUUCUAUCCAUUUCUGUACAACAUCACCUCUUCUGCCUGCAGUGGUAAGCAGCUGCUGAAAAAGUCCCCAAAUUAGUAAUUUUAUCCCUUCAACACUACCUGCAGAAAUUGGACUACUUUUCUUUCUCUCCCUCAUUGAUAAUCUCUUUUUCAUCUGCGCUCUCUCUCUCUCUGUCCAAUUAAAAAAGGGAACAGUGUUUUUUCCCCAGUUAGAUCUAAUUGAGAGUAAUUUUUGGAAAGCUGUCUUUCCAGAAUUCCCUACCUGAUUCUCCUUACAAAUUGGGUGCAGUGUUUACUAAUUAGAGAAUGCUAGGAUAGUUUCAAGCCAUUCAAGAGCAUUGCUCUGCUGUAGGGUUGCUGAAAUAGUCCCAUGUUUACACCUCAUCUGUUUUCUUAGCAAAUACCAAGAACCAGGGAAACAGGGAGAGAAUGGCCCUAAGCAUGGAAUAACAUAUAACUUUAAACCCAUCUGCACCACUAUAUAAAAGCAGGCUCCCUGUUCUUCAGAACCUGCUGUAAAUAUUUGAAGAGAUUUAGCUUCCUGUUCAAGUAAAGCUGCGAAAAGAUUAAACAAAUUCUGUCUUCACCUAUAGCUGCUAAAUCUCCAGUGCAUUUUUGCUCCUUAAUAGCACUUAAAUUUUAUUUGAAUAUAUGAUUGGAACUGAACUAGUAUAAUCCCGAUCCAAUUAUCCAUAUGAGCUAACACAUUAGGAUUAUUUAAGCCAGUGGUUCCCAACCUUUUUGAUAUGGCAACCUGUAAGUCCAAAUUUACUUAGAAUGGUGACCCAUUAUUUUAUUGUCACAUGAAUUUUAUUUACCCAUCCUUUUACUGCCACAUGAAUUUUGGACUUUGGUCUUCAGCAGCUGUCUGUUUUGUGCAUUUCAAUUGCAAGUCUGCCUACUUUUAAACCAUCACUUGAGGCAUCGAAGCAAAAUUCAACCAUACCCCUAUUAAUGUGGAGUUUAAUUUAUUGAAAUAUUUAUAGUACUUACUAAAUUAUUACUGGUUUGUUGUGAGAAUGUAAGAACACCAACCAUCAAAUUGCAGGGUAUUGCCUCAUAAGCUGUAAAACUUUAUUCUAAAAGCAUAGUUACACAAUCAGUGUUAGAUAUAAUGAACUACGAGCAUCUUAAAGUUUUAUUUACAAUAAGCCCAUUUUGACAAGUAUCAGUGGGAUGGCUUGAGCUUGCAUUUUAUUACCAAGUAGGUGAAUGGAGGCUUUGAUGGUUGUCAGACAUAGUCUCACAUCAGUUAAUACACAGGAUGCAGAUAUUUCUUAUUUCAACUAAGCACAUUUCAAAUCACCCUUGACUCAACUAUUUACUCAUCCUCUGAUUUGUGGGUGUUUACAAGCACCUUGUGGCAAGUUAUCACCAGAUCUGCUGCAAGCCGCCAGAGAGAGGUGUUUACUAGCAUUACAAUGUGAAACUUGACCCUUUCUGGCAUUUGGUUACAAGUAUCAACACAGCAUUAUAAUAUGCCAAAAAAACCCAAAAUGUUACCUGAGGUAUUAUACCAGUUAAGGAUUAAAAGCAAUAAUCCUUUUGGGUUUAAUUAUACAACCGAUGACACAUUUGCACAAGCAUCACAACCCACAGGUCGAGAAACGCUGAUUUAAGGGAUGGAGUUGCAUGGCAUUCCCCUACUUAAGUAUCUUCUCUGUGCCAAAAGUUUAUUUUCCCAUGUUUCAUAAAGAGAUACAAGGGAUUAGAAACAGGAUUGCAUAUGUGCAUCCAGGUUCUUAGCAUAAGUGCAGAACCUAGAGUCAGACUUCUCAGAAUCUCAACUUUCAGAAAGGAAGUUUUUCGUUUCAGUUGAAGGGAGAAGUUUAAAGCUAUGCUUUUGUACAAGGCUUAAACCACUGUGGUGCUGAGCAAGACUUCUUGAAGUCUGAGCCGGUAGUGAGGGGGGGUAGGCAGAGUUUCCUGUAGUGUACAAGUGCUUUUUUACCUCCUCUCUGGUUAGUGGCUAUUAAGACUGUUGACUUCCACUUCAUUGUCCUCCCAACGCCCAACCUCCAUUCUUCUCUUCUCUUUUUGUCAUACCUGACAUUGUCAAAACAUUUCCAAAUUCUUAGGGUGCAAGUAGAACCCAAAGAUGCAGGAAAUGUUUGUGAGCUUCCGGAACCAAGUGAAGAAACUUUCCUUUACAUUCAGUGCUGGUUACAGAUUUUCACUACUGACUGUUAUUCAACCCUUGGUUAUACAAAGUAUUAAAAAUCAUGCAUAUAUGCACUUCUGAGUAGUUUAGGAUUGCUAAAUUCAAGGCCAUCUACUGGGAAAGCGCAGAAUCAGAACACUGACUAAAAUCUCUGCCUUUGUAACUUGAGAUUCUCAUGACUGCUAGAAUAUGCAAAUUUUUCAUGUUCGUCUAUCUUUUGAAGUAAAAUCCCAAUCUUCUGUUACAUUUUCAACAAGUAUGGCAACAAAACUAUGCACAGAGUAUGGGUUUUAUUGAAAUACAGGUUGUAAGGACUGCAUCAUUCUGAUAUGUUAGUUCUUUUGGUUGCAUGACUGUUUGUGGGAAGGAAGUAAAAAGCUUUCUUCUCUCUGUUCAUAAGAAUGAUGGUCCCAAUGUGGUUGUUCCCAAUUUGGCACUAAUCUGGGUUUAUAAAGAUUAUAUUUCUUCCCUCUGUUCAUCACUAUUAAUAACUCUCAGAAAAAUAAAUAAAUCAAGAUCUACCAGUGGGAAAGUGGACAAAACAUGGAUUCAGUAUUGGAAGCUUCCAUAUUUACAUUGUUCUCUCUCUCUUGCUCUUCAUGUGCUGUGUUCCUUUCUUUUAUAGACUACAAAGGUGGGCAACACUUCAGGUCAUCUUGUCUAUCCCCUGCUAAUGUGAGAACAUUAGACAUUUGAACAUGAGAAAUGGUGUGGACAUUUCUUUUGUUGUUAUUUUUAGAAUGUGAAAUAAACAUUCUAAUGACUCCAGCUUCUGACACUUGAUUUUUUAUUUUUUUAUUUUAUUGCGGGAUUGACAAAAAGGGAAAGUGAAAAGAAGAAACCAGGAAUUUGCCAGGAUGUCUGAUGAUCAUUGUUCUGUGUUCUCUCUCUCCCCCCCCCCUUAAUGGGCUCAAAAAGAAAAGAAAAAACCUCCUUGUAGGAAUCAAACCUGUGAAAAAUAUUUGAGCAUAUCUGAAGCACAGGGACACCCAGAACAUGACCGAGUGCAUCUAGCUUCUUAUUGUGGAUGCCAUCCUUCCCAUGCCUGGUGCCCCCCAGAUGGGCUACAACUCCUGUUGGUCCCAGCCUGCGUGAACAUGGGGCAGGGAUGAUGGUGGAUGAAGUUCAAAACAUCUGGAGGGCACCAGUUGGGGAAUGCCAGUCUACCUUGACUGGCAAUAGCUCUCCAGGGAUUGAAGCAGGGAUCUUUCCCAGUCCUAUAUAGAAAUACCAGGGAUUGAAACUGGGAUAUACAACAUGUAAUGCAUAUGCUCCACCACUGAUACACAAAAAGUAGAUAGUGCAGCAUUGGUGUAGUGACGUUUUGUGCCACGUAAUCAAAUAAAUAAAACCUACGUGUAGGGUUUGCUUGCAUUCCACACGUUACUGGUGCUAACUCCUAUUUAAUGGAAAGCCAUUACUUUGUGGAACACAAGUCCGGUAAUCUUGAACGCAUCCAGAUUAAGGUUCAGUAUUAAUAAACAACUAAAUACCCAGGGUAGUUGAGUAUCAUCACUAUGGUACUUUGUUGCUGCGCCAGUUAGAUAUGGGGUGGGAGUUAAUCACAUUGAUGAAUUACCAUCUCUCUGAGCAGAACUCUUUAGCAUACUACUAAUUGAACUGACCAUGGGAUGGCAUGUUGUACAGGCAUACCUUGCUUUAUUGCGCUUGACAGAUGAUUGCUUCUUAUGAAGAUGCGGGUACAGCUGCAAGCAGUUGGGCUGCUUCCAAGGGAAGGAAGCCUUGCCCUGCCCCUAGAAUCAUAGAAUCAUAGAGUUGGAAGAGACCACAAGGGCCAUCGAGUCCAACCCCCUGCCAAGCAGGAAACACCAUCAGAGCACUCCUGACAUAUGGUUGUCAAGCCUCUGCUUAAAGACCUCCAAAGAAGGAGACUCCACCACACUCCUUGGCAGCAAAUUCCACUGUCGAACAGCUCUUACUGUCAGGAAGUUCUUCCUAAUGUUUAGGUGGAAUCUUCUUUCUUGUAGUUUGGAUCCAUUGCUCCGUGUCCGCUUCUCUGGAGCAGCAGAAAACAACCUUUCUCCCUCCUCUAUGUGACAUCCUUUUAUAUAUUUGAACAUGGCUAUCAUAUCACCCCUUAACCUCCUCUUCUCCAGGCUAAACAUGCCCAGCUCCCUUAGCCGUUCCUCAUAAGCCGUUCCUGUCAUCCAUCUUCUGGCCACGGGAGUAGAACUGGCUAGGACUGGAGCUGGAGCUAGGUUUUUCCCCCCUGCAGCUGUGGGGUGUGUGGCUUAAUAGACUACUGUAUCAUGUAAACAUAACUUGUAUAUGCACUAAGAAACAAAACAAAAAGUGUGACUUGCUUUAUUACAGUGGUCUGGAACCAAACCUGCAAUAUCUCCAAGGUAUGCCUAUAUACUCACAUUACUUUUGGUUUCUUACUAUAAAGGUGGAAGAAUGAAAGGGCUUCAGUAGCAAUAGAUCCUACUUCUCCCUUGACAUGCUGGUUUAGCAGUGUGAUAACGAGUGAUUUUUAUCUGAGGUAAAUAAAUAAAUUUAUUUCUCAAAUAACAUAAGAAUAGCAAUUAGGCACAGGCCGUGCUUUGCCCCUUGGACACUACCUGUCCCAGGUACAGAAUUACACAACAAAAAUUAAUGGUCACCAGAUCUGCUCCAAAUAUGUCAUAAUAAAAAUAGUUUUCACCAGGGUUAAAAAUCCUGUGUGUGUGUAUCAGGCCUAAUAAUGCAAUCAUAUACAUACAGUAUUUACUUACAAGUGACUCCAUGUUCAGUGGGACUUACUCCCUUGUAAGUGGAUUUAGAGUAUAUCCUAGGUGUUGCAGUGUUUGCCACCUUUUCCUUUUCACUUAAGUGUUUCGCAGAAAGGUUGUUAAAGGGUUAUAAUGCAAUUACAUACAUGCUUAUUCAAAAAUAAGUUCUGUUCCCAGUAAAGCAAGUGUAGGGUUAGAGCCUUAAAUUUGCUUGAGUUAGACAAUUCUCAUGCCCUCCAGGUGUUUUGGACAACAGCUGCCAUGGCCAAAUAAUGGUCAGGGUUUAUAGAAGUGUUCUCCAAAACAUCUAGAGGACAACAGGUUGGAUAAAAGUUUGGUAGGCCAAAAUAAAUGUUCAAGCACAAUAACUGUUUCUGACUUCCAGUCCUUGAUGUACCUACUUUCCUUUAUUAACAUGAGUAUCAAGUGCUAUUAUUUGGGCGAUUACCCUGGAUGGUCCCAGACGGACUUUCAAAAAUUAACUUCGGUGAUAUGCUCAUGCCUCCCUCUUUCAUCUGCCAUGAUGGUGGCUUCCUCUACAUUCUUUAGGACAGCUUUCUCCAACUUGGUCACCUCCAGUUGUUUUGGAUUAGAGCUCCCAUCAGCCCCAGCCAGCAAUUGCUAACGGUCAAGAAUGGAGGAAGUUGAAGUCCAAAACAUCUGGAAGGAACCAGGUUGAAGAAGGUUGGCUUGGACUUUGUGUAUAUGUGCCCAUACAUGGUGAUUCUCAUAAUGUAGCAUUUUAGUUCUGGUUUUUCUUAGCUUUUUUCUUAUUAUGAAGCUCCUGUUCAUUCCCUAUCCUAUAUACAUUUUCUCAUUUCAUCUGAAUAUUCCCACGCUACAUAAGUGUUUCUUUAAGCAGCAUCUAUACUGUGCUUUCUGAAAAUGCUGUGUUUUCUGAUGCCCUCUUGUGGCAUAAGGUAUCACAUUUCCAUUUAGCAGAAUGUAUUUCUUCUAUGAGCUUUUUGGAAUAAGCUCCUUUGGUAGUUUCCUUUUGGUGUUGUUUUCUCCAGAGCUAUACUGGGAGAAUUUAUACAGUAUCAACCAGCUUUUAGAAUGGGGCAGACUAGCAUCUUACAUGGGAGGAAGCUAUUUUUAGACUAGUAUCUUAUCAAUUUUACAUCACCCACACCACACAUGAGGCUUUGAAGAACCUUCAAACAUUCUUUUAGAAAAGUAAGAUUUCCCAAAGUUCUGGCGAGAAAUUGUAAUUUAUAAUCCUGUUUUUUCCAGUUUGAACAAGAAGAACAGAAUCAUAUUAUUUGGGUAGAUGCUAGUGAGCUACAGUUAGCAACACAAUCAUGUCUUAAAAAAUUAGGUGGUGGCUCCCAAACGCCACAAACCCAGAAGUGAGUGUUCUGGUUUGCAAACAUUCUUUGGAACCCGAACAUCCGACGGGGCUUCCGAACGGCUGCAGGAGCUUUCUGCAGCCAAUUGGAAGCCACACCUUGGUUUCCAAAUGUUUUGGAAGUCGAACGGACUUCCAGAACGGAUUCUAUUCAACUUCCGAGGUACCCUCAGAGUAAGGGUUCUCUCAGAAUAGAUGUUCUGUUACUCAGAAAAAUGUAAGAAUCUAUACCUUACUAGAUAUUAUUUAAAGCUUGUAUCAAGUGCAGUACACGGUAUAAUAACAUAAGUAUAAUAACAUCAUAAAUAGUAAACCAUUUCUUUAAGGGAAAAUGGUGAAAGGACAAGAUAAUAGGUAGAAGCCAAGUGGGGGAUCCCUAAAAGCAUCUUCAUCAGAGAGUUUUCAGUUGCUUUCUUAGAGUAAGAAGGUAGGAAAAACACAGCUAGCAUGUGGAAGCUAUCUGCUAUCAUAGGCAUUCUUUUGGAAAACAAUCUGAUCACCUACCAGCUCAAAUUGUGCUUCUGGGAUUCCCAUGCAGCGGGUGCUAUCCAGCCACAGUCAGCCACAAGGGAACUUGCCACGAGCGGGACUCUUGUUAGAAAUAUAUAACGAACCCAAAUCUGACAAAACAAAAGUGUCUGUGGUUGCUACAUUAUGCACAUUUAGGAAUAAGUUCCAGUGAAUUUCGUGAAGCUUUGGAGUGUAUUUUGCUUUUGUGCAUCAAAUUUGCUAUUAAAGUUUCUCUCUGAGCCACUAUGAAAUGUGGCCCUCCUGGCCACGUAGAUGAAUUUGAAGAUACAAGAAGUGCUGCUGAAUCACAAAAAAGGCAAGUAGAAAGAAGAUCAAAUUUACUUUGCUUUCAGCUCAUCAGUUUAUUUAGCAAUACUUUUCAAUAUUUGAAGUUUUACACUUCUAGGUGUGACAAUCCUAAAAUAAUGCUGCUGGCCAGAUUGAUUACAUUUAUGAAAAUGAGAGGCAUUAGUGGCAGUCUUCCAUCACUUGAGACAUUCCUAGAGGUGGGUCUGUAUUAUUGAACAGGUUGCCCCCUGCCUUAACACCAGGAGAUCCAUUAAUGCAGCUUCCAAGAAGUUGUCUUUUUCUCUCUUAGAUGAGUUUUUCUGGUCCUGUGGCCAUGACUCAGGAACAUUUUCAGGUGUGCUGCUUGGGUGUUUUAAGAGAAAUAGUACUGAGCAGAUAUUUUACCCUAAAAACAAGGAAUGUUAGGUUGGACUCGGGCCAAGUCAUGGUUUACAGCCGUUGAAAUCAAUGUUAAUGUAUCUACUAUCAUUCUGGCUUGCUCUAAACAGCAGUAGAUAGAUAGAAUUGGUUUACAUAAAUAUAGAGCCAUAGACCCCCACCUCAUUUUAUUGCGCUUUGCCUUAUUGCGGUUCACAAAUAUUGCUCUUUAUGAGAUUGUGGGUGCAGUUGCAAGCAGCCCGGCUCCUUCCAGGGGAAGGAAGCCCCCCCCCCCAUUGCUGCCCCUCUUCUGGCCACAGAAGGAGAGCUGGCUACUGGUUUUCCCGUCCUGCCCCUGCAGCCAGGGGGCCUGGCUUAAUAGGCUACUGCAGCAUAGGGUAAACAUAACUUUAAUAUACACCGGGAAACAAAAAAUAUUGUGUUACUUGUUUUAUUGCGAUAGUCGCUUACUUGCAGUGUUCUGCAAUAUCUCCAAGGUAUGCCUGUAUUUAGGAAGAUAAUGGCUGAAGAUGGGAGGUUCUCCAUACAAGAAAGGUUGUGGACAUGGAUAAUAUUUUAUUCUGGAAAGAGAAGAAACAGAAAUGCAUACGAGAAACUGUAAUACAAAAACCAAAGAAGUUUUCCGAGAACGUGCUAUCGCCAUUCUAACGGUCUGUGCGUUUCACCCUCCCCUGUCUUCUAAAGGACGUCAAGUUAUAUUUGAGGCACUAAUUGAAAUUCAGGCCACACCACUGCUUAGCCUGCUGCUCUAUAUGUAGCAUCAGAGUACCCUGAGAGGCAUUGCAAAUAGCAUUUCCUAGUCUUUCUUAUCUGCUGACGAUGUUGGAGAGUUAAAUUUAGAAACCAUCUUCCAUGUUGGGCCUCGUUCCCAGACAGGGCUGAGAACACGCUGUGGUCUCUAUCCACGUCACAGGGAGAAAAAUCCUGUUGUAACCAUUGACGAGGGAGGACAAGGGUUAGGGUAUGGUGGCUUUUACAAUAGCUGCCGCCCUGCCCCAUUAUUCAUAGAUCAAUUGUGCAUUUUUAAAGGGGCUAUGGGGUUGUCAGCCAUCCCACUGAAUUCUCUGGGGAGGUGGGUUUGUGUACGUGUGUCCCUUUUGUGCCACGUUGUGUUCAAAUUUAGCAGACAGACGUUUGCCCUGUUUUUUUUUUUUCUUUUCAUGAUUUAUUUAGUGAUGGUUUAUAUUUCAUAAGGGUAAUUUUUAGCACUAUCGUUGCUGGGAACAGAGCCCAUUAUGCAAUUGGUCAGACAUUGGGUUGUGUGCCUUGCUGCUGCUGUUGCUUUUCUAAUGCAAAAAAGAAAUGUCACAACUGUAACAUUUAAAAUUAAUUAAGUUAUAUUGGAGUAAUAGAUGUUUUGUUACAGUUUGUCCUAUAUGUUAAUAGGAUCAACCUGUUCUACAUUUACAUACAAUGUUGGGGUGAGAACACCCUAGUUAAAAGCAAAUGUGCACUGGUUUGUUAUAUAACUAGUUUAUUAUCAAUAUAGAUGAGGAAAUUUGCUGAAAUUUAUAUUGAUAAUGAACUACAUAUUACAGCGUCAACUAAAUGAGUUUUGUUUGUAUAAUAAUAUAUUGGAUCAAAGUAUGUGGUAUCAUUCAAACUGCCAUUCACUCCAUUAUUGCACUCACAAUAGUGUAGCCAAAGAGCCAUGGUCAAGUAAAUUAGAGAACAAUGUUGUCUAAACUGAUUGUAUGACUCUGCUUCCAGGAUUUAGGUUACGGAUGUCUUGUUUGGGAUUGAAUGGGGGAGUGGAAGAAAAGUACACAAGGACUAGAAAUACCAACGGGAUGGGGAAUGGCUAGACUCUGAGCUCCCCUAUGGGCAGCUUUAACAGAAGGGCAGGACCACUCAACCGUCAGUCACCAGAUGUCAUCAUGACAUCAGGUGAUCUAUUUUUCCAUUGCCGCAUGGCAUGAAUUAGGACCCAAGCCAGGCCUAAUUGGAGUCACAAGCUAGAGAUCCCCUAUCGCAGGAAUAGCAGAACAGUAGGGGGACUGGUGCAUAUUACCACCAUGAGAGAUAGACAGGGAGCUGUGGAGGGCACUGGGUUCCUACUCCAUGGACAUUUGACAUCCUGAUUAGGACUCUUCUUUUUGAGCUUCCAUAAAGUCGCAGGAGGAUAUACUUUGGUUGAAACUUCUUCAUAGUCAAAAUAGUUUGACACUUACACAUGCGAGGGGGAGAUCCUUCUCUGGGAGAUCUUCAAGUAGACACUAGACAGCAGUUUCUUAAGUUGGUAUUGGAAAAAAGGUGAAUAAGAGGGUGCAUGAUAGAGGUAUAUAAAAUUAUGCUGGGUAUUGAAAAAGUGGAUAGAGAUAAGUUUAUCCCCUCUCUCAUAACACUAGAACUGAAGGAUAUCCAAUGUAGUUGAAUUCAGGACAGAUGAAAAAAGCACUUCUUCCACAUACUGUAUAGUUAUAAACUAUGGAAUUUGCUUCCACCGGAGGAGGCGGUGGCCAUCAACUUGGGUGGUUUUAAAAGAGGAUUGGACAAAUGUCUGGAGGACGACACUAUCAAAGGCUAUGUUCUACCACCACUGUCAAGAGGCCAUAUGCCUCUGAAUGCUAGUUUUCUCUAGAAUGUGCUUGCCCAAAUCCUUCAACCAUUUUUCACCAAAGAACAUGUCUAGCAUCCUUACUGUUUUACUAUCUAUGUUGCUUUCUCUGUCACUUCUGUGAUUACCUUAUAAUGUUAAAUUAAAACGUAUUAUAUAAAUUGAAGCCUUGCCAUUGUUGAGAGGAAACCACCUACAACUUGGACGUAUCAGUUAUAGCUAAUCAAAAUUGCAGUUGCCCUGAUUUCAACAAUAUUAUGGUGUACAUUGGCUCCUGUUCAGCUGAUGAUCUUCUAAUAGAGAAGUAAGGAACCAAAUGCUUCCAUGCCCUUCUCAAGUGCUUUUGCUUGCCUAGAAUGUGCCCUUGCUUGGCUGGAUGGACAAUACAGAGUUGGAGACGUGUAGAAACCUCCGACUUUUGUUGGGCUGGAUUGUAGACUUCGUGCAGAAGUCAGAGUUGCUCCUAUUGGCCCACCCAUUUUUGCCUGUGGCCCUGCCCACCCUGCAAGGUGCCUAUGAAGGGAGCACAGCUAUCAGGCUGCAAAGGGUUCCCCACUUCUGUUCAACUAGAAGUCCUCCAAAGCAGUGCCAUUUUCUAUUAGUUCCCCCACUUGAUGCCGUUAGUUUAGUACACACUAGCAAGUAGUGUCAAGACUUCUAGCAUCUGAGAUCUUUCCCUGUUAGACGUUAGAUCUAAAAGUGGCUCUUUGAGUGCUGCAACUGGUUUUCAAUACUCCAACUGCUUUUUCUGUAAAAGUAAAACUGCUUUACUUCUAUAAAGUAAAGUAGGUUCCUUGGCUUUCUUACUACAGUCAUACCUCGGGUUACAGCCGCUUCAGAUUGCGUUUUUUCGGGUUAUGGACCGCCGAAACCCGGAAGUACCUGGAUGGGUUACUUCCAGGUUUCGGUGGUCACACAUGCGCAGAAGCGCUAAAUUACACUUGGCACAUGCUCAGAAGCACCGAAUCACAACCUGCACGUUCGCAGACACACCGCUGCGGGUUGUGAACAUGCAUCCCGCACAGAUCACGUUCGCAAUCCGAGUGUCCACUGUAUAGCAGGGCUUCAUCUUCUAAAAAUGGUGCGUGCCAUCAUCUAGUCCAGGCAUGUCCAACAGGUAGACUUUGACCUGAACCCCCAAAAAGGGGGUAGAUCACUGCCAGUUUUUAACUCUGUGAGUAGAUUGCAGCCUCUUGGGAGUUGGUCACCCCUGAUCUAAUCUAUUUAAAACGAAUAAUAAAGAUGGUGCUAGCUUAACAAGCAUAUUAUUCUAGAAUUUCAUUCUUUUCCCAUUUUGUCCUUCCCUCAUCUCUUCUCCACAGUGUUCUUUUUAGUGUGGGUGUGGGUGUAUAUAAACACAUGCAUGCACCAUAAUGCUUUUCCAUAGCAUCCUCUUAUUUAUUUUUUUGGAAUGCUAAAGUAUCCAAGGUUCAUUCUGCUGAAGGGCAUCUCACAACGUAGUCUGGAUCAGAUGUCACCAAAAAGGCCGCAUUUCCGUGUUGUGGUCCUGUGCUCACUAUCUGAUGAAUUAUACAUGAGGCUGCAUAAAGCAGAUUUAAAAAGAUGAAACCAAUUAAAUUUUAAUGGGGGGGGUGAGAUGAGUUGGGGGAGGGGAGGGAGGCGCAGUGGUGAGACCAGGGAGAGAUGACAAAGACAAAUGUAAUUGUAUAGCAGAUGCUUUACAAGUGUGUGAAGUUUAGCUGCUUAUGCUACUCUGUCAUUAGCCUACAUUGUAAAAUAAUUUUGGUUAUCAUCUUCAUUCUGUUACUGAAUAGAAUACCACUCACCAGCAGAUUAAAGAGGGAGAUUCUUACUGAGGCUGCAUGUCCUUUAGAUCUUACUCUGUUUCAUUUUGGCCUGUCCCUAAGUAACAAAAGUCUGGCCUUAUUUAUGUGAGAUCCUGAGCCUUCAUACUUUCUCAUAGUUCACUUGGAGCAAUGGAUGCCCAAACCUAAAAUUGCAUUUUAGCAGCUGAGCAUGUUCCCAGUAUGACUAGUUCACAAACGUUUUCAUUGAUCUAGUUGCCCAUGCAUACUUGUUUUUCUAAAAAACAACAACACCUCAUUUCUUAACAUUAUUAAAUAUUAAACCAUUUGAAGUUCACUUGACUUGUUCCAAAAUCGUUAACUGGUUUGGCUGAAACAGGAAACCGGUUUAAUCUUGACUCGUGCAAAAGGAGGAGCAAAAGUCUGUGUCGGGAUGAAAGUCUCAGUUUUUUAUUAGAUUUGUGAAUUUUAUUCAACAUUUCCAUGGAUUAUGUGGCUUGAGGAGAUAUUUAUAGUGGUACCUUGGUACUCGAAUGGCUUGGCUCCCAAACAAAUCAGCUCCUGAACACUGCAAACCUGGAAGUAAGUGUUCCGGUUUGCGAAUGUUUUUCAGAAGGCAAACGUCAAAUGCGGCUUCCACUUGAGUGCAGGAAGCGCCUACAGCCAAUCAGAAGCCACGCCUCGGUUUUCAAAUGGUUUGGGAGUUGAAAGGACUCCUGAAACGGAUUAAGUUCGAGAACCAAGGUAUCACUUUAUUUCACAACUCUUACCUAUAAACUUACAUUGUAAGGCUUUCCUGAGCAGAUUUGUAUCCGUUAAAGAGAAAGAGAGACAAUGCAGUAUUUGAACUUAGCCAUCAAAAUCAACCCAAUAGAAACCAAGUGAGAGUCAAAUAACAGGAUUUUCAAGAAUAGGACCCAGCCUUCAUACUGCAGCAGAAAGAAAGAGCGAGCAGGAAAAUCUUUGUGCUCUCUGUGUAGUCGAACAUAAUGAAUUCUGUGUAUGUUCAGAGUCUCACUCAGGAAGCUUUCAAAGCUGGGCUAGAGUUUGGGGUGGGUGUCCUGUCCUCCCUUCCGUGUGUGCACAUCAAGGGACAUGGUUUUUGUCCCCCACUCAGUUCUGUUUCAACUACGAUGUUGUAUGACUUAGGGCACUGUCUGUAGGGUUGGUUUCUAAAUAAAAAUGCAUUCCAUAUUUUUAUUCUUGCCGUUGUUCUGCCUCUUCCUUUUGCACUUGUUGAUUUUCUAUUCCGUAGCCCAUCCAAAUGCUCCUCUUCCCACCUGUGAUUGACAAGGUGAGAUACUUUGGAAAGUGUGUCACUUAAUGACUGCCAUUAAUUUCCAAACCAUCCUUGUUUGUAGACCAUUUGUGUGUAUCAGUAAUUCAGAUGAUUAUAGCAGCUUCGCCUAAGGGAGUCAUGUCUGUGUGUUUCACAGGCCACUGUCACGAGAAGAGCCAAGGCAACAGCCAUACCAAGCAGAAGUACCUUGACAAGCCCGAUUCUGAGAUCAUAUCCAUGGAAGAAAAUCUUGUGGCAGUGACUGAUGCCGAUUCCACAGAUCUUAUUCACAGUUCCACAACAGAGUCAUCCUCUUUGACUUUAGAAAGUAAGUGAAUAUUGGAAUAGUGAACACAGCAAAGGGGGGGGGGGGUUGAGCCUGUUCUUAUUUUUCAGAGCAGUUGUUACUUUGUACCUCUCUUUUUCAUUGGAAAGCCCCUCUUUUUCAUUUGUUAGCGUUGAUAAAUGUAUGAGAGAAGGAAUUUCAUUGCGUGCAUCUUCUUCAGCAGUUUGAAACUUCCCACUUUGAUACAACCAUUAAGAAUACAAGGACCUUAAUGUUGAAGUUGGCCAUCUCUGCUGUACCUACACCCUUGACCAUCUUAGCAGAGCAGGCUACAAAUAAAUCCCUUGCACGGAAAUGCAUAUGUUUAAAUGCACUUGCCAUAUCUGCCGGUUCAUUUGUCCAUGGCAUACCUGCCUGGACCACAAAAUAAGUCACCGCACCUGUUGAGUGCUUAAAAAAAUAGUAGAGCACCAAAAGAACACAUCCUUGCCUAUGGUCCAUAUCAUGUCUAAAUCAGGCUUCACUGAGCUACAUACAAUUUGAUUGCAGAACGAUUAGGGGGAAAGUAAAGACAUAUUGCUUGAUUGCAUAGGAGUGUAGUUUAAUUCCAUUGUUAAAGGACUUUCCCAUCUGUCAGACAUGCUAAUGGUGUCACAUUGCUCUGAGAACGCAUAUGCAGUUUGUGAUAGAAUGGGAUCCCUGAUUAGAUUAGACGAAGAUCCAUCCUCACUCAAAACAGAGGUCUGUCUCGUCCUGCACCCUCUUUCUAAUAGUAGCCCACCAUACCACAUGCUUCUGGGAAAUCAACAAGUGCCCCAGUCCUCUUGUUAAGCUCUCAGCAAUCGCAGUUUAGAGACAUACUGCAAGUAAACUCUGGGGACUCCCAUUUAGUGAUCAUGCCUUGGUAGGUACAUAGGAUGCUUGCCUGAUACCCUCUACCCAAAUUCACCCUCUUGCCUUAAUAUGAGGCUUCCUAAUAGGAAAUCACACUCACUAAUUAUUUCUGAGUCAAUAUCCCAACACAAAAAUAGGAAGUAAAAGGGAAUUGAUUCAGAUCAGGGCACAAAAGGUGCAAUCCAUAUCUCAGUCAUGUGAACAGAGCCAAGCAACUGCCUGUUCCUCUCCCCAGUUGUGCAAAUGAGCAAUUUGCACUUUCUGCAGUUGCCACAUCAUACUGGGGCAAUGCACAUUGUCCUUACCAUUCUCUGCUCGGUGGAAGGGCAAGUCCACAGAAUUUCCUUCUUGUCAUGCCAGCAGGAGUUUUUCUGUGAACAAUCCCUGUGUGUAAUCCCCUCACUUUACGUGACUUAGUGAAAUGCUCCAGUUUCUGGGAACUGCUGCUCCCUUCAACUAAUGGGAACUUCUUGCAGAUUUCAUUAAGAGAAGCAUGCAGCUGCUUUUGAUAUAUUUUGCCUCUUGAAUGAUAGCUUCACCGGAGACAUUUUUUAGAGGAACUUAAUGGAAUGCCCUGCAUGGUGGCUUGAGAGCUUGAAUUAUGAGGUGAAUACAUUUUUAAUACCUUUUAGGUUCUGAGCUCUUCAGGUUGGAUAGUUCCCCCCCACACCUCAAAAUGGGAAAGGGUAUUUUCCAGAUAACAGAAUAUUGUCUGAUUUUGAAAAAUUAGCAAUCAAAAAAUAAUUUUGAUUGCCUAAAAAUACUCAUUCCUGGAAAAUACAGUGGAAAGAAAUGAUGCUUGGGCCAAUCAAACAUUUUAGAUCUGUCCUUACAAUGUGAACUUUCCAAGCAGGGUCGCUACCGAGAGCUAUUCAAAUUAUUGCUUUCAAACCAACAAACAAUUUAAUGAGAGGGCUUUGAAAGAUCAGUCCUUUUCAAUCCAAAGUGACAAGUUGUAAGAAAUAGAUCUUUUAGCGUAGCAACACCUAUACUUUGGAACCCAUCACUUACUGACAUCAGGCAGGCUCUUUCACUUUACUCUUUUCAGUACCUGCUAAAACAUCUUUCUUUAAGCAAGUCUAGCCAGACACAAAGAUGCUGCUGUGUUUUAAUCCCUCUUUAGUUUACUAUUGGUUUCAAUGAACUUUUAAGUGUUUUUAAUUACUUAAACUUUUAUUAAUAUUUUUUAAUAUUUAUGAUAAACCGCUUAGAGGUUUUAUUACCAUCAGCCUGCAUUUAUAUCAUUAAAAAAACCCUAUGUGUUAAAUUGAUUCCCAUAGUCUUGGUUUCAGACAAAAACAGAAUAUGGGUGGGUUGAGAAUAUCAUAGUGCUGAAAGUUUUAAUCAGUUCUUAAGCAUUGGAUCCUUAUGCAAAACAACUCUUCUGUUGAAUGGUCUUGCAACAAGGAUAGGUUCACACAGUCAUGCCUUUCACACCAUUAUUGUAAUUAAUAUGUAAUCUUCCAUAAUGUCUCGGAUAUUGUGACUUGACUUUUCAACAUAUAUAGGCUGUAAUGUAUGGCAAGGAAAGGUUAUGGAUUAGUUUUAGUCAUAAGCAAAAGCAGAAGUGUGAUGCUAUCCUGUCUGGCAUGUAACCCUAAUUAUAAUACAGCUUUUGAUCCGAGUGAUUUAUUUUGUUGCUCCCCCUUUGCAGGCACCGUCAUUGCCGAAAGCAAUGGUUCAGAAGAAGUGGAGAGUUUGGGAGAUGCUCAGAUGUCCGAAGAAAUGUUGGCAUUGGUUGACGAGUUUGAAAAUUCGUGGCCCCUUGAAGCCUUUGAGGGGGCACUGGAAGUGAAAGGCCAUCGGAUGGACUUGCAAGGGAUCCGUGUCCUCAAGAAAGGUUCUCAGGACGGACUUCCCAGCUCUUGUUUUGGAGAUUGUGGAGAUGAUGACGAUGACGAAACUGAAUGGGUAAGAACUCCCAUCAGCAAGAUCAAGCUGUGUAUUUCUUGUACAGCGUCUCUGGGUUAUCUAUAGCCUUCCUCAGGCAUCCUGAUAAUCACAUGAGAUAACAUUCACACAAGGUGUGUCCCAUGGAACAUAGGUUUCUGGGUGGUAAUUGAUCACGGUGAGGAUUUGCCAGACAUGGCUCCCUCUUAGCUCAUUUCUUCCUUUCAUCCUGAGUUCGUGCUUCUUCAAAAUCCAUGACAAGGGGGCCAAACCUUCAGAACACAUUACUCAAAUUCUGUAUCGGUUACAUUCUCUGCCCGUUGGUUCCUGUAGUUUAUAUCAAGUGGCUAGAAAAGGCUUAACAUAGUCCAUUAUAUAGUCCCUCCCUGUUUGCUCCUCUGAGUCUGUAAUGAUUAUUUUGCUUCAGCAUUCCAAUAAGUCAAUCACAGAGCAAAUUGUAUUUUGAAUAUAGCAUUCCUUAUUAGACCUCUUAUUGUUGCUUGAUGUAUAUACAGUGGUGCCUCGCAAGACAAAAAGAAUCCGUUCCGCGAGUCUCUUCGUCUUGCGGGUUUUUUCGUCUUGCGAAGCAAGCCCAUUAGUGGAUUAGUGCUACAGUAUUAGCGGCUUAGCGGGCUUAGUGGAUCAGCUGAUAAGCGGCUUAACGAUAAGCUGAUAAGCGGCUUAACGAUCAGCUGAUAAGCGGCUUAACGAUCAGCUGAUAAGCGGCUUAACGAUCAGCUGAUAAGCGGCUUAGCAUCAGCUGUUAAGCGGCUUAGCCAUCAGCUGAUAAGCGGUUUAGCGGCUUGGGAAAAAGGGGGGGGGAGGAAAAAAAAACCGCAGGAACUCGGAAGACAUUUUCGUCUUGCGAAGCAAGCCCAUAGGAAAUUUGUUUUGCGAAGCACCUCCAAAACGGAAAACCCUUUCGUCUAGCGGGUUUUCCGUCUUGCGAGGCAUUCGUCUUGCGGGGCACCACUGUAAUAUAUAGUAUAUAAUUUCCAUGUUUCUCAGCUGUACUAAUGUGUGUUUUCAUUGAUGUUUAUCAGUUGUAAUUGUCAGUUGUUAUAAAAUGUUAUAAACAUGACUGCAUUAGUUUUCCAUUAGUUUCAGUAGGUCUUCUGUGAGUAAAAUUUAAGUGAAUACUCACCCUAUGGUCCUCUUUACCCUCACCAUGUUAGUCCUAUGACAGGGGAGACGAACCACAGACCCAGUGGCCCUCCAGACUUCUCUAUCUCACCCAUGAGACUCUCUCCAUGCAGUGUUGAUUAUCUCUUGCAAGCGUGGUCCUCAGUGCUGAAUUGUUGCCCAACCUUGUGUUAAGUGAAUUAUUUUUAUAUACUUGCGCAAUUUGAUGAAUGAAAUGCAAUCAGAAGGAGGAGGGCCAGGAGAUCCAGGGAAAAGAGAAACUGUCUGGAAAUUGUCCUUGAAAUCAACUCAGACCACAGAAAGCCAGCUAUCUCUUUAUUCUCAACAGCACGCCUGAUAUAUUUGGUUGCUAACCCUCAUGAUGUUUUUUUUCUUUGACAGAUAACAUUCCAAGUAAAACGUGUAAAGAAACCCAAAACAGAAAACCUAGAUCCACAAGAGCCAGCAGGAAAAAAUGGAGAGGAGGGAGUAAAUGGAGAAAAUGAUAACCUUUACCAAAUGGCAUUGGAGAUCAGUGGGCCAAAAAUACCCUCCCCAGGACCACCAGGUAUAUAUUUUUUUAGGAUUUUUUUUUUUUUUUAGAGCUUCAGGUUGUGUUUUAUUCAUGACUGAUUCAGGUGAAGCAUAAGAAAUGAUAGAAAUGAUUACAUAGGUGAGGAGUGGGGAACCUUUUUUUAAAAAGAAUUUAAGUCUGUUGACCCUUCUGUCCUGAAAUGACAGUGUAGCCUUUUGCUGUAGUCAGUGAGAUAGUGUUUGAUAUAACAUGAUACAAUAUUUCCCAAUAGCCAAAGUCACAGUCAUGCAAGCAGAAUGAACACGAAUAAAAGUGUGACUUAAGAUCUGAGGACUCCACAGGUUAUAUUCAUCAUACAUGAAUUAGGGUCAAACAAGUAACAAAACUGUGAGGUUCUAUGGGUUAAAAUGUGGCAUAGGAUUUAAUUAACCUUUUGUCUAAAUUACUUCAGAGUAAAGCUCAGAGUCAAACUUGGGUUUCUGAAAGUAUGUAUCCUCUUAGAAGAAUUGCUAUCUUAUUCCUUUUACUUACCUUAUAAUAAGGAGCAGGGGCUGUAUUCAUGUUGGUGAAGGCAUUUAAAGUGCUUCUUGAUCUGAGCCACCUAAGCUACCCUCAUCUCUUUCAUUCUCUCUUUAGUAGCAUGAUUUUGUUGGAGAAGCAUUCAUGUUACCAUCCUGGGACUAAGAGAAGACCAAGCAACCAUGCCAAAUGCCAUGGCUGAAUGCAACUUGGGAGCAAGGCACCACCUGAGCCAAACUUAACAAACAUAGCAUGGCCAAGAGAGCAUAAAAAUAGAUGGUCCUAAACCCCAGAGUAGGGAUGGGAUGUACAGAAUUAUGGCGAAGCAAGGAUAGGACUGUUGUUUCCUAAGAGACGUCUGCCAGCUUCUUCCACCUGUGUUGUCUAUUUGCUGCCUUUUUUGGUAAUACUACUAUACUUACCAGGAGAGACUUCCAGGACUCUUGGUCUGAUGAUCUAAGACUGGGCUGAGUGGCGCCUUGUGUGAUGCCAAAAUUCAAUGCCCAAACCCUGCCUUUUGCCUUCCACUUUACAUAAUAGUUGUGGCGCCCCCAAGGCUCUGUAUCCAUGCUCCCCUAAAUCCACCUGUUCUGGACAGUAAAAAAAACAUUCACACCAAGCCACACCUCUAUAUAGGGGCACCAACUUGAAUAAAAUAUUGGGGGGGGGCAAGCCCUGCCCCACAUAAUCGACCACAUGAUGCAGUGCACACACACCAUUUGAAUGGCAAUGUCCAUCCACUUUGGGAAGGGCGAGCCCCCCAAAUGCAUAUUGUAUUAGGGGGCCAAAGACCCCUCGCCCCCUAGGAGUUGGCUCCUAUGUCUCCAUACAUGGAUCUGAGCAGCAGAGGUCUAUUCACAAUUUGCUGUUCAAAAAGUUGCAAAGUAGAAUAUAUUCAACCAUUGUGUAAAGUAAAUGUUGAAGCUUUUCAUAUUGUGUGUGUGGUUGCGGAAUUUCUGGAUAGAGAUCCCAAAGUUCUUUUAGCUUGGAGUUUACUAUGACCUAUCUUAGGGCCAGUAUUGAUAAUUAUGUUGAUACUUGUGUUUUAAUUAUCCAUUUAUUUUUACAUGUAUAAAUUAUUGACUGAAGUGGGGGAUGCAACAGAAAACUGCAGUGUCUAAUAAAUAGAAAAAUGCAUCUUGCAAUUUUUUUUUCAGACUCAAAUGUAUCCAUCAUAAUCUUCUGUAUGUCUCUCACUUCAGAUGUUGACCUGUUCGCAUGAUUAGAACACUCACAUGAGCAGUUAUUUAUAACAGUUAGCCAGCUGCAAUAUCCCUUAUUUUGCUGUGUGCACUGCAUAUUUUGGCUGUGUUCAGACUUAAUACUAAAAACUUGUUUGCUUCUUUCCAGGGAAAAGGCGAGACUACCGCAGCUUGGGUUGGCCAAGUCCUGAUGAGUGCAUAAAACUUCGCAGAGUAGAACUUACUACAGUAGCCAGCACAUGGCUUGCUGUUUCUGCUAAAAAUAUCGAGUGAGUGUUUUUUCUUGAAAACAAACUGGGUUAGUGCACAAACCAGUACAGAUAAUCGGUGGCGCCCUUCACAAGCUGGGUGCCCUCCCUGCGUGCUGACUGGAGCUGAUGGGAAUUGGAAUCCAAAACAGCUAAAGGUCACCAGGCUGGUGAAGACUGAUCACUGUUCUAAAAUAUUAUGGGCUGAACUCUACCUACUCCAGCCACACUGUUAUAGGGAGGCUAAUCUUGUCAUAAAAGGGAUGCAGGUGGCUCUGUGGUCUAAACCACUGAUCCUCUUGGGCUUGCCGAUCAGAAAGUUGGUGAUUCAAAUCCGCGCAACAGGGUGAGCUCCCUUUGCUCUGUCCCAGCUUCUGCCAACCUAGCAGUUUGAAAGCACACCAGUGCAAGUAGACAAAAUAGGUACCGCUGCUACAGGAAGGUAAAUUGUGUUUCCGUGUACUCUGGCUUCUGUCACGGUGUCCCGUUGUGCCAGAAGCGGUACCUAUUUAAUCAUGCUGGCUACAUGAACCAGAAAGCUGUCUGUGGACAAACACCAGCUCCCUCGGCCUGAAGCAAGAUGAGCACCGCAACCCCAUAGUCACCUUUGACUGGACUUAACUGUCCAGGGGUCCUUUACCUUUACCUUUUUACAUAAUCAUGUCAUCCACAGUAUCCCAGGAUAAUCACCUUUGUCUCUUUUAACGCACAAUAUGUUACCAUCUGUUAACAGUGCCCCCCAGCAGUAUCUCCUGCCCUGCAGAACUUAAAAGACAACGGUUCAUAAAUGAUGUGGCAUUAGGAAUGAGCAGCGAGGUAGUCAGGUUAUUAGAUAAAUGUUCAAGAUGGUGACAUUCAAAAGUAAAUUCAGUGUUAUGACUGUGGGAUAUAAACACAGGAGCAGUCAAUGACAACAUUGUUAGAACAUGGGGAGGGAUGUCAGUCCAGCAAGCAGGUAAACGGACUUCCUCCGCAUGUGACCAGAGGUGGGUGUGGCCUCACCUGUGCAGGUAAAUGAUAAAAGCACAGGGCAGGCAGCCAUCUCUCUCUGCCAUUUUCCUUUCGAUGAGGAAACAUCUAAGGAUGCUCUCUUGGCUCCCAGCCAAGAGAGGAGAUAAGGACUAUCUUGCUACAAGAUAGAUUCUGAAUGUAUGUAACCUUUUUAAGCUGUCUGCCUUCUGGGAUCAUAUUGUGAACAGAACGUGAGUAAACUCUUUUAUACUUUUAUAAAGACUGUGUCGUGUCUUGUAUUUUAAGAGGGAACAAAAGGGGAAAUUACCAGAGUAAUUAUUAUAGAGGUUCUAGCGAACCUGUGCAAGCGUUACCGUUGCGAACUUAAAGGGGAGCCCUAGUAUCAUUCUGUCAACCAUCUUCAAAAGCAGCCCCGCAUAGAGCACAUUGCCAUAGUUCAGGUGGCAUGUCACUAAAGCAGCAGUGUAUCUUAACUUGAGUAUUUUUAUAUGUACCUCUCAACUUUUAAAUCAUAUUUGGAGCUCUCUUAACCUGAAAGCUGUGUGAGUUGCUGCCAAGUGUGGAAUGCCACUUUUAAAAUAAUAAUAUUCUCAGGUAGCUGGCUUGAAAUUUUUGUUGCUAAAGCCAGGACCUAAGCCCGGUUGAUAUAAUACAAUGCUGAGUGAGCAAGAAUCAUGUCAUAACACAAUCUGUUAACUCUGGAACUUACUGUCUGGCUUAUUAACAGAUUUCUUAACGCCUGUGUAAUUUCAUUGGCAGUAUUAUCAUUUAUACCAUCUUACUGUGGGAAAGUGAAACCUAAUGCUAAAGGAAUGCAUUAUGAAGGAUUUGGAAGCUUGCUGUUACAUAUCCACAUACUAGGAUUGGGAAAGCUGCCCGUUGUUUUCUUGCUCCAUAAGUAAUUUCUGGAUUUUGCAAGGAAUGGUAGCAACAGAUUUGAGUAGCCUGCUUCUCCCUUAAGCAUUAUUAUAAGAGUAUUUUGCAAUAAAAGCUCUUUGUCUAAAAUGAAGAUAAAAUCUAUCCCCCCUUUUUUAAAAGGAAGCUCCAUUUUUCUUUACUAUCUUAAGAUGAAUCUCAUUGAGGAUUGAGAAGACUUGUGCAAGCAUUCAAAGCUGAUUAGCUGAACUUGUUUCAUUUGGAGGAUCGGGGCAAUGAAAUAGAUGCAUAUAUCAAUCCAUUGUUAAGUGACUGACAGACUACUCAAAGUAUAGCUGUACUUGGAGAAGACAGUGGGCUCAGAUGUUCCAAGUUUUGACACAAUCACGCAAAUAAUAAUUUGGGAUGCUGUCCACUUUCUCAGUGCAAAUGGUUGUUCCAGAAUGCAGAGGCAAGGGGUGGAAGCAAAAGGAACAUGCCAGCCCUGGGGUGUGCCUCUUAAGAUGUCUGUAUCAAGAUACAAUUAACAUCUAGACUAAAGAAUGGAUUUUUAGUGCUGAGUUUUAACGUUGCUGCAUACUUACUUAUGUUUUAAAUUUUAUUUAUAAGCUAUUGGGAGGAGUUCAAUUAUAAGUCACUGUAGAAACAUGUGUUUCUUUUUUUAAAAAAAACCUAAAUAAAUAACUUGAAACCAGCUGGUAGAGUGCAGACAUACAAUGUGUUGUGGAGAAGCUAUUGCUGCCCUGGAACUGUUGCUCCUUCAACCUCUUUCUCUGAAUACUUCAUUUAUGAUGAGAUUUGGCCUUCCCUUCAUUUCUAGUAUUACAGAACACAUAGAUUUUGCAACCCAGCUGCAGGAACCUGCCGUGGAACCUCUCUGCAAUGCCAACCUACCUGCCAGCAUGCAUACUUUGGAUCAUCUUCAAGGUGUUGCCAAUCGGGCUAGUCUUCAUUACAUGGGAGAGAGUCAGCUAAAAGAGGUAGGCUAACCUGUGGGCUUCACACACACACUGGUAAGAAGCAUCUUUGCACAUUGCAGGUAACAUUUCCUAUUGCUGUCUACCCAGUGCUAGUGGUAGUUUAGCAGCAUGUGUGAAACAGAUGUUGACAGAUGGCAGUGCCAACGCAGGUUUCUUGUGCUUCCAGCUUGCACUUUAGCAUUAAAACAGAUGUGCAGGACACCUGUGGGGAAAGGAUGUGCAGUAUGAAAAGUGUUCUCAUAUUGCCUCUGUUCAACAUUUAUUCCAUGCCAAUAGUGUGCUAAUGCACAACAUUGUGGUUUGAGACAGUGUGCCUGUACAGAAUGAACCUUUGUUGAGCUAUCCUGCCAUGUGACUCAAGUGAAUCAGAAGUUCAAAUUCCAUGAACCUGACUCCCCCAACAACCCAAAUAAAAUCGGGCAAAAGUUCUAUAUUAUUAUUAUUAUUAUUUACUUAAACCCCACCCAUCUGGCCAAGCUUCCCCAGCCACUCUGGGCGGCUCCCAACGAAAUAUUAAACCACGAUAAAACAUUAAAAACUUCCCUAAACAGGGCUGCAUUCAGAUGUCAAAGUCAGAUAGUUGCUUAUUUCCUUGACAUCUGAUGGGAGAGUGUUCCACAGGGCAGGCACUACUACUAAGAAGGCCCUCUGUCUGGUUCCCUGUAACCUCACUUCUCACAGGGAGGGAACCGCCAGAAGGCCCUCAGAGCUGGACCUCAGUGUCCAGGCUGGACGAUGGGAGUGGAGAAGCUCCUUCAGGUAUAUUGGGUCGAGGCCAUCUAGGGCUUUAAAGGUCAGCACCAACACUUUGAAUUGUGCUCAGAAACAUACUGGGAGCCAAUAAAGAUCUUUCAGGUCUGGUGUUAUAUGGUCACGGCAGCCACUCCCAGGCACCAGUCUAGCUGCCACAUAUAGACUAUCUAGCAGAAGUACCAGUAACUGAAUGGUCUUAGGUCAGGGAUAAGAAACAUGGUGCUUGUCAGCUGUUGGAUUCUAGUUCCCAUCAGCCGCAGCCAAUGUGGCCAAUGGCCAGGAAUGAUGGGAAUUGUAGUCCAGCAAAAUCUGGAAGGCACUACACCCUGGUUUAGACACUGACCUGCCUUCUCAUCACUUUCAGAAUAGAAGUUAUUAUUUUCUUCUGGUUCGUGUAGCUGCAUUUGCAGGGUGCCGGAAAGCUUAUACACAGAUAUAAGAGCACAUUGCCUGUCAGAAGAGAACAGAUUUUAACUUUGAAAGGGAAUAUGCAGAUUUUAAGAUGGCAUUGAUUGUAUUACCCUAAGCUGUUGCCUUCUCUUGUUCCUCAGGUGUUGCAGAAUCUUGGGAAAGACCAUUACCCACCGCAGUCUUUGGAACAAGUUGGGACUCGAAUAGCCAAAGUUCUAGAAAAGGUACGUGUGCACAACUAAGAGCUUACAAGUUCAUAUUGUCAUAAAUUUACCUGGUUGAUAGCCAUCUCUGUAACCAGUAGUAUUGCCUCAAUACCUGCGAUACAAAUCAGGGCUUCUGCUUCUGCUCCCCGCCCCUUACUGACCCUGCAUACACCCCAAAAUUGGCUCUGGGGUGGUCGGGAGAAAUCCCAGGACAGUACACAGGGUGAGGAGGUAUCAUUCUGUCUGGCAAGCUGGGACACUUGCACAGACAGAACAAUUGUGAGAGUGCUACAUUGAAUUCCACCGCAAGGCUAUAUUCUCUCUCUUUGAAAUAUUCUUAUAAAGUGGCUCCCAAUACACAUUUUUUUUUUUAUUUUUUAAAUAAUAUUUAUUAAAGUUUCAAAAGAAGAAAAAUCACAUUAUUAAGAAAAUUAACAAUAAAAAGGAAAAAUACAAAGUACAAAAAAGAAAAAAGAGUUAAAAACAAUUCCAUCUUUUCAUCACUUCUUUUACGUUUACUUGUUUCCCGGACCUCCUCAUACCGCCCUCUUUUGUAUUCCAAUUCAAUUUGUUAAUCCAACAAUUCCUUUCCCUCCUUUUUAAUCCUAAUCUUUAAUCUUGAGAUAUUAUAACAUUAAAUUUUUACAUAUUAAAAACCAAUUUUUCCAUAUUCUCUUGUGCCUGUACAGCUAGAAACCACUUAACUUCAAUCCAACAUCAUUCUAACAUUCAUUAAUUUUGCAAUAUUUCUGUAAAUAGUCUUUAAAUUUCUUCCAAUCUUCUUCCACCGACUCUUCUCCCUGGUCUCGGAUUCUGCCAGUCAUUUCCGCCAAUUCCAUGUAGUCCAUCACCUUCAUCUGCCAUUCUUCCAGAGUGGGUAAAUCUUAUGUCUUCCAAUACUUUGCAAUAAGUAUUCUUGCUGCUGUUGUAGCAUACAUAAAGAAAGUUCUGUCCUUUUUUAACACCGAUUGGCCGACUAUGCCCAGGAGGAAGGCCUCUGGUUUCUUCAAGAAGGUAUAUUUAAAUACCUUUUUUAGUUCAUUAUAAAUCAUCUCCAAAAAAGCCUUAAUCCUUGGGCACAUCCACCAAAGGUGAAAAAAUGUACCUUCAGUUUCUUUGCAUUUCCAACAUUUAUUAUCAGGCACAUGAUAGAUUUUUGCAAGCUUGACUGGGGUUAUGUACCACCUGUAUAUCAUUUUCAUAAUAUUUUCUCUUAAGGCAUUACAUGCCGUAAAUUUCAUACCUGUGGUCCACAACUGUUCCCAGUCAGCAAACAUAAUAUUAUGUCCAACGUCUUGUGCCCAUUUAAUCAUAGCAGAUUUCACCAUUUCAUCCUGAGUAUUCCAUUUCAACAGCAAGUUAUACAUCUUUGACAAAAUCUUAGUUUUGGGUUCUAACAGUUCUGUUUCUAAUUUUGAUUUUUCCACCUGGAAGCCAAUUUUCUUGUCCAAAUUGUAUGCCUCCAUUAUCUGAUAAUAAUGAAGCCAGUCUCGCACUUUAUUUUUUAAUUUUUCAAAACUCUGCAGUUUCAAUCUAUCUCCAUCUUGUUCCAAAAUUUCCCAAUAUUUCGGCCAAUUGACCUCCAUAUUAAGCUUUUUCAGAGCUUUCGCUUCUAUCGGUGACAGCCACCUUGGGGUUUUAUUUUCCAAUAAAUCCUUAUAUCUUAUCCAGACAUUAAACAAUGCUUUCCUAACAAUAUGGUUUUUAAAUGCUUUAUGUGCUUUGACCUUAUCAUACCACAAAUAUGCAUGCCAUCCAAAUACAUUGUUAAAACCUUCUAAAUCCAAAAUGUCAGUGUUUUUCAAGGAGCAGCCAUUCUUUCAACCAGCAAAAAGCUGCUGAUUCAUAAUAAAGUUUAAGGUCUGGCAGGGCAAAUCCACCUCUUUCCUUUGCAUCUGUUAAUAUUUUAAAUCUCUGGGUUAUUUGUGGGGCAUAGGAAUUCAUUCAUAUUUCCCCCCCCCCCAAAAAAAAAUAUAUAGUCCAGCCCCGCACAAGGUCAGCAGGCCAGCCCCCUGCUGAAAAAGUUCACUGACCUCUGUCCUAAAUGUACCUUUUCAGAGAUUAUAGUAUCUUUAUUGGUCCUUUUGAAAAACAGGCAUGCUGGCAUUCAUCCCAGGCUUAUUCUCCCCACCACCCUGUCUCUGACCAUCUAACUCCUUUGAAACACCUCAAGGGAAACAGAACUCUUAACCAGUAGUUAAAAUGGUUACUGAAAAUCACCAAAGAGUGGCAGCAUUUUUGCACUAAGCAAAAUACGAGGUUCUGCUCUUGCAAGAAAGCACGUAGCCGUUGUACCCAUUGCAGACAUCCAUGAGCGCCCUUCAAUAUAAUGCUGUCUGCAUAGACAAGAUGUGCAUUACCAAGUUGUUAAGUGCCUUAAUUUUUGAAUAAGCUUAGGAUGGAUGAAGGAAAAUAAUGAGGUCCUUGUGCAAAUGUGAAUGAUAUAUGAUAUUGCCCCCCUCCCACCCCAUCUUGUGUUUUUUAUGCCACACCAGAAUCAAACCUCUUGGGUCCUCUCCAGCAUGGCAGCCCUUUACUGGAGGGUAAAAGGUCAAGGGAAAAAAGCAAUUGACUGCCUCCGGCAAGCUCUGCAUCAUACUCCCUAUCAUAUGAAGGUAUGUGUUGUAUUACCUGUGUGCCUGUCUUUGAUUUCCAGCUUUCAGUUUGUGUGUCUAAGUUUAUGUGCUUUCACUGUUACUAACGCCUCCAGAACAUCUCCCACAUGAAUAAAUAACUGAGUACAGAAGUUUCAAGACAACCUUAAAGUAUUUUAGGGCAAUCAUCUACAGUUGCCUUCCAGUUGCCUUCAAAAUAGAUAUAAAGUGUGGCAGAAACACUUCCGCUCACAAUAAUAAGAUUGGCUUACUGUUUUCACCUCUUGGAUGGAGCCUCUUCCCCCACUGGAAAGCUGUUCUGGAUAGAGGGCAGUGUGCAGUGCAGUGUGGAGGAUUAUAGCUGGGGAAACGUCCACCUCCCAAAUCAAAAAAAUGCAAGAGAGCAUUUGGAUCCAACCUGUGUUUUGUGUGCUUGCAGUAGGCACAACAGAGGCUAGCUAAGUUCUGCUCCCAUAAUGGAAUACAAAACAAGCUGCAUGCCUUCACAUAGAUGAUCUGGGCUUUUCAGGAUAUCAGGCUACCAAACUCUUUCUCUCAAAAACAACAACAAAAAGGCACUGCCUUUUGGACAGUUCAUAAUCUCAGCAUGAUUUAUUUGUUUAGGAAAUUCUGUUGGCACACUGUCAGUUAAACAGUUGUCAUUUCAUUUUGCCAUUAUACAUUAAAAUCUGUCUUGGCAAUGCAAGAAAAGAAAAGAAAAGCCCCCAAAAUAGAAGCUGACCCUAAUAAGCAAAGCCGGUUCUUUCAACAGCUGUCAUUUCCAUGACCUGAUUCGGCCUAAAGCAACAUACUCUUCUCACUAGAUUUGUUCCACUUUUCUUCUCUUUCAGGAUGUGCCACUCAUAAGCCUAGCAAACAUCUUUCACAAUGCAAAGCUUUGGAAUGAUGCCAUCAUUGUGGCUACAAUGGCAGUAGAAAUUGCCCCACACUUUGUUGUCAAUCAUUUCACAUUGGCUAAUGUCUAUGUAGCAAUGGUAAGUGAAUAAUCAUUAGAUUCGGUUCCCUUUCCUUUCACAGCACCCUGAUGCUCCAGUAUUACAGAUAGGUAGAGUUUAGGAACAAGGAAAGAAACCACAGUUGUGUGUGGAGACAGCAAUUAGUCAUGUAGCUGGUAGGUAGAGAGUUGUCCCUUUUGGUUUUGUUGGCUCUGACAGGUGAUAUCAUCUGGCUAAUUCUCAAAACGCUAUGUGGGUGUCUCCAGCUUCCCAAUUCAGAUCGAGUUGCUCUCUGGUUUGGUGCCUGUGGUGCUUGCCUGCCCCAGUCCCUUUGUUCUUUGUCAUGCAACUCUUCCUUUUUCUUCCUGUAAUACAGUUUUAGGCACCCUCAUAGCACGUGACCUGUUCCCCCUUGGCAUGAAGCCUGGCUAGCAUUUGAUAGGACACUGUGGGCUGCAGAAGCAUCUCAGUUGAUGGGGGAGGCAAUUAAAGAGCAUUGCAUCACUGGCAACCUGGAAACAGCACCAUGGUCGUAGUCUUCUUCCCAUGUCACUCUCUGUUGCCCUGGCAACCACCAUAUCUCCAGCAGCCACCAGAGGCACUGGCUGGCUUUGUUAAAAAAUAUAAAUAAAAAGCUCCUCCUGUCUGGGAUGAUCUGCUGGGGGGGUCAUUCUUACUCUGAACAAGGAUAAGGGGCCUUUACACAUAUUUGUAUGCACACAGUUGUGAAUAGAUGGGAAAACAUCAAUCCAUUAAGUUUUGCUGGCAGCAAGUUCACAUAACGCACAAGCAAUGCCUUACCAAUAUUGAUAGAAGUUUUUGUGUGAAGACGGGUCAACAUAGGAGCAACUGCAGAAAUGGCAGCAAUUCUGCAUUUUGAUAAAUGUAAAAAAAAAAAACAUGAUUUUUAUUGAGUUUUCCAUAUUUCAUUUCAUUUCAUUACACAUAUCACAGCUUCUAUUAUUUGCUCAGACAGAGCAUCAACCUCCUCCCCUCCCUCUUUUUUUUUUUUUAGAAUGAUAUUUAUCACUUUUUCAACAUUUCCAACACAACACUACAAACAAAAAAAGGAAAAGAAAGAAGAGAAAAAACAAUACAAAUACAAUGCAAAAAUGCUACAUAGACUAACAAAGCAAACAAAAACAAUUUAAAAACACCUCAACCAUUUUCAAUAUCUUAUAUUUCAUUCACUUAUUUCCAGCGACCUCCUCACACCUCCCUUUUUGUAUUCCACUUCUAUUAUUUGUUUCAGCAAUUCCUUUCCAUCUUACUCUGUUUUCUGUUCUAUAAUUAUCUUAACACAUUCUAACCUUAUUUUUUCCUUUAAUACUUCCGGGUUGGUGCCUCCAGCAAUGGCGGAAUUCCUCUGAUCGGGAGGAAUUUGCCCCGUGGGAAUUUGGGUCUGUACCGCCACGGCGAAGGCAGAGACCCGUAAAAAUCACAGGCGGGAGAAGCCUGUGAACGUGGGAUUCGGCGGGCACCUUUUGCGCCUCCCCUACUCGUGGGGAAACCCGGUUUCGGGGAUCCGGAGCGAUGUGGGGUGAGUGGCGCGGUGCUUCGAAUCGUCUGCUUCUUCCACGGAGCGAAGCCGCAUAGCUGUUGUCGGAGAGCACUGACUUUUUCCUGUGGACAAUUUGACUCUAAAGUAAUUACCCGUGAGUAGAGCUGAAUUGGGAAGAAUUGGACUUUUAAGCUGGCAUCGAAACGGGGAGGUUCAAUACAGGAAGUCCGCCUCCCUCUUUUGUAGAUUAACUGAAGCAAGGAGACUGCAAGCUAAAGUCUUGGAAAGCCUUUUGUAAAGGACUAAAUUUCCAUCGGUAAAGAACUAAAUCCCCCCCUUUUUUGGAGGCAGGAGAACAGGGGGGGAAGUGGUGGACUGAAUAUGCCUGUAGGAGAGAGUUAAGAGAGUUAAAAUACCGCCGCUCUGACCCUGGAAACGGGCUGCUAGCAGGAUUGAUGUUUUUUGGAACGUCCAUUGACAGCGUUUAGAACGUUCAUUGACAGGUAGCUAAUCAAGAGAAUACAUUGUUUCUACUGUCUCCGGUUGUUUUUAAAAAAGGAGGAAAGUAACUGAAAACUGAAACUAACUUUGGAUUAUUGAAACUGUGUUUAAAAGAGGACAUACUGACCGAUACAAAUACAACCUGUUUUCCCCUAGUGGAAGCUUUUGAAAUUGGUUACUUUAUAGGAGCUGGGCUAGGGGAAUUUCCAGCUGCAAGAUAAAAAAGUGUGAGACUUUGGAAUUGACCUUGAAUCUCUUAAGUGUUAUGGCAAACAGAAAGGAAAAAACAGACGGGAUGUCGACAGAGGAGGCCUUAGUGGCUGCAUUAUUGAAAAUAAAUGAUUCGCUGGAACAACUCCACAAGAAAACAGAUGCGAUAAAUGUGAAAUUGGAUGUUGCAAAUAUUGAAAUUGAUUUAAUUGUAGAAAGUUCAAAUAAUUUGGGACAAAAGGUGAAUACCAAUUCAGAAACCACCCAGGAACUGACACAGGAAUCUACUCUGAUACGGCAAACUGCAGAUGAAGUCAGGGGAAAAACCCUUGCUGCUGAAUCUAAAGUAAUACAACUGGAGAGGAGAGUCCCAUCCAUACAAAGACAACUUGAUGAAUAUAAGCUGACAUUCGUUAUGAUUGAACUUAAAGAAGAACGGAUGAAUUUGAGGACCAGAGCCCGAUCUGAAUUGGAAAAGGAAAGCUUGACAGAGUUUCAGGAGGCGACAGGACUAACAUUGGUUGAGAAACAGAGGUAUUUGGGGGUUGGUAUGACCGCCAAAAAUGUGAAUCCGCUUAAGGAUAACUGUGAAGGAUGUUGGAUUGAAGAGAAGGGGGACUUGGAAAUAUGGACAAAUCAGAAGUUGUCACUGUUGGGCCGAGUUAUUGUGGUGGGGAUGAGGGCUGCUGUGUUGCUGGGGAUGUUGCUUUUGUUUCAAACAUUGCAAGCUUUGGAUGGGAUGGAGGGUCUCAGGAGGUGGCAGAGGGAUGCUCCUAGAGUUGUUUGGCAGGGCAGGAAGCCUCGAGUAAAACUUAAGAUAUUGUUGGAUGCCAAAGAAGGAGGUGGACCUGCCCUGCCAGACCUUUAAACUUUGUUGUGAACCAUCUGCUUUUUGCUGGUUGAGAGAAUGGUUGCUUUUUGAAAACACUGAAGUGUUGGACAAUGGCAGAUGAAGUUGAUGGACUAUAUGGAAUUGGCAGAAAUGACUGGCAAGAUCCGAGACCAGGGUGAAGAGUCGGCGGAAGAAGAUUGGAAAAAGUUUAAAGACUAUUUAUAGAAAUAUUGUAAAAUUAAGGAAUGUUAGAAAAAUGUUGGAAUGAAAUUACAUGGCUUUAGUAGAAAUGUCAUAAGGAAUUAAGUAUAAAUAGAUUAAUAGAAAAUUAAAGGAAAAGUAUGGCAUAAAUGUAAAGGUGUUAUUAAUGUCAAAAUUCUGGCCUUAAUUGUAGGAAGUUGCAUUCAAAUAAAGCGUAGAUUAGGGACAAAAUGCAGUGGCGUGUGGGAUCAGCCAAUGACCAGUCAUGCCCUUCUGCCAGUCUAAUGUUUGAGUCUGGAGUUUUUGGGUCAUCAGGGAGUGCAAUAACCUCAUGAAUGAGUACAUUGGCUGUGAGGAGCAUCUUGACAUGAGAAUGCUAGCAGGUUAGAAGUGUUCUCUUCCGGUGUAAGAACAGCAAGGAGUAGCAAAGGGGAAAACAGAUCUUAACUGAAGACGCCGUGAAAUUCUGUUGCUUUUAGUUUUCCAAUAUGAUGCAACUGGUUGUCCCGUCUUGACAUGUAAAAAUUCCACGUGAUCCAUCUCUUCCUGACACAAUAUACUUCAUAAACUGAUUUUUACCAUUCUUAAUUUUUUUCAUUUAAAAACUAAGGCUUUUUUAAAAAAACAAAAACUUAAAAAUCUGCACCCCUCAGCAAAAUGUGACCAUAUUAUUUCCAUUUCCUGAAGGUAAUGCUAAACUGGAAAUAACUUGUGCUAAGUCAUUGAGGAGCCAUAAACUAGUUCCAUGACUUCAGGCCAAUUUCUGUGUUACCUUGAUGACACUGUCACUGGCAAAAAAAACAUAAAACCCUGGUCCUCAAGGGAAGCAGUUUGUAUGCUGGCUUCUUAUGCACUGCCGGUGUAGUUUGAGCCGAUGCAUACAAUGCAUUGCCUUGCACAAAUUGCUUCUCAUGUGAAACAGUGUGCAUACAACUCCCAUUUUUCAGUGGCUACCGUAACACAAAAGUAAGAUAUUGAGUCUUAGGCCCCUUACUUAAUGUCUUUACACAAAGGACCCAAUUGGAUAUAACCCUUAAUCAUAUUUUAGCACUACAGAAAUUAGCAGAAGCAGGCCGCAGACUUCCUUUCCCCUUCCCCUUUUCAAGCAUUGCUGCAAGGAAGAGAUUCAAAGCAUCUACUUCCAAGUUUAUUUUAUUUCAGUUAUUUUUUUAAAAUACCUAGUUUCUUGCAAGCUUACUUUAAACUAUGGUUUAUUGAAAGGUGCCAGAAUUCAGCUGUUGUUUUUGUUCCUGGCUCAAUCCAGCUAGCAGCAGUGUGAAAUUUAGCCUGAUGUUCAACACCAUAGCCUUGCUAUCAAUAGCAUGGGACCUGUUUGGUAGGUGCUUUGCUGGGGCUUAUGGUACUUUGACCACUAAUCAUUUUGCAUCUGGGCCCUACAGGAGGAGUUUGAGAAAGCCAUGAGAUGGUAUGAAUCAACAUUGAAACUCCAACCUGAGUUUGCACCAGCGAAGAAUCGGAUCCGUGCCAUUCAGUGUCAUUUACUCAUGAAAAAAGAAAGACGUUCUCCUUAAAGAUCACAAUCUUCUUCAUUUUUCCCUUUGGUUUUUAAAAGACAACUGAAUCAUUCUUCACUAUUAUGCUUGUAAUGAGGUGUGCUAAUAUAAAUUGGGAAACCAGGAUUUUAACUAAGAAUUUGGGAUUGUUUUUAUUGUUCAGAAACGGAAGCAUCCUUGGAAGCAUUACAGAAAAAAACAUUUUUAUUAAACAUCUGUAUAAUUAAAUAUUGAGCCCAGAAACUUUCCACAUGCCUGUGACCCAAACAUCCUUAGAUUUUUUUCCCAUAAAACAAAUUGGUGCCAGCAUAGAAUGUAACUUGCUUCUUGUCUAGCAUAUCUAUGAAAAUGCAAAGCACAUCAUUGCACCAGACACACUACGUAGGAAGAAGAUUUUUAUCCAUCAGAAACUCACAUGUUACCAUUUCUUCCAGUCCAUAUUACAGCAUUACCAGCUCAGAGAUUGAUUGUGAGAUAAGAAUGCAGGUGGCUGCAGACCCUUUUUUGUACUGUUUUUAGGGGGAGGAGGAGAAGCGGCAAGCACAACAUCUAGUUGUAAAAUCAUUUUUAUUUUGGUUACCUGAAGAAAAGGGAAGUAAGACAAAACAUUAUUUAAGAGAUUUUAUAUCCAUAUAUAUGUGAAACCCACUGCAGCCCUUAGCCUGUCUUUACUAAUUUUUUGUUUUACCCAGCUGAGUGCAAGGUGCAAAUGUUAAAGGCAUUUGUCCACAUGCUCUGUGACUCUACAAGUUAGAUAAAGUGAGAGCAUUUUAGCAAACAAGGCAAACGGUCUGUUUCCAAAUCAGUACCCACCUUGAUCAGUGAAGGACUUGAAGCUCCAUGUCUCAUUGUUGAAUCAACAAGGGCACAUAACUUGGAACAAAAAUAAAGAAUUAUGUUAAUGAAGAGAAUGCUGGCCUCUCUUUUUAUAUAGUCAAAUGUCUUUUACAACAAAUGUGGUGCAAUUGCCUUAAGUUGUAUUGAAUGUACAAUAGGGAUCAGGUUCAGCUUUGUUACACUGGAGUACAAGUGGUCUUUGGAUUGUGUUCUAUAUGUGACUCUCUGGGCAUUUGACUCCACACACUUCCAGCUGCAUUGAGUGGGAGAAUAGGUUCACACUUGUCCAUGUGCUGCAAAUUAGAAUGCAGCAGUGUCUGAACUUUUAAGACACAGGGAAAGCUUACACCCCUAGAGCAGACUCCCCUCCUCAGACUUUUUCUCCUCUGCAAACAACAUAUUGCAAAAUCUUUCUAAAAGUUUGCAUUCAUUACAUAUGAUCAACUAGGAACUAAGAGCAGCCAGCUCCUGCCUACUGUCAACUUGGAGAUCAGGCAUGCCAGACCCUAGUUACUGCUGAAGGCUUGAAAACGCAAAUGACAAUGGCUCCCACUGAGCUAGACGUACAUGUAGGUCACAACUGAUGGUCCAAAACAGAGGCUCACAAGUUCCUUUAAAUAUGGUAGGCAGGUGCAUCACCAUACAUACCUUGCACAUCCAGCCUGCAUCUUCAGCUUCAGCAAGAUAAGCACACAUGGAAAUCUGCUCCAACACUCAUUGCCAUUGUUGGAUUGCAAAGCAGUGAGGACUAGGAUAAUUACAUUUUUGCCAGAUUAGGCCAGAGGACAUUCUGUAGUGAGGAUGAUCCUUCCCAUUGGACUUGGUAGGGAGGAUCCUUGGAACUGUUCAUCUAUAGCUCAGUAGAGCAUGAGACUCUUAAUCUCAGGGUCAUGGGUUGGAGCCCCACAUUGGGUGAAAGAUUCCUCAUGGUCCCUUCCCAUUCUAUGACUCAAGCUAUUCAAGUCCUUUUCCAGGUGGAAUUGUCCUUCCCGCCAGACUUACCCUUUUCUUUCUUGUCUUGGGGCGGGGGGGGGGGAUCUAGCUGAUUGAUCCUUUCCUGCAACUUAUCACUGUUCUUUUUUCCUUAUGUUAUCUCUCCUUCUCUAGUUUGUUGUCCUCUGCUGCCUUCUAGAAUUGUUUUUCUGAUUCUUUGCCUUGGUUAUUUGUCAUAUAGCAUGUGAUAUUUAGUGCCUUUGUUCGUCCUGAGGUUGUUUUCUUCACCCCACACCUUUUUAAAAUUUUCUGCAUGGUUCCUGAGAUUCCAGGGGUGGGAUGAACAUUUUCAUCAUGGGGUUGAGGAGCUUAUUAUGGCUCUGCUGGUUUGGUCUUGAGUGCCACUCUUCUGCCUGGAGACCCUGCCUACGAAGUAUAGUGGGAGGCACCCUCUCUUGAGUGUCCUGCAACAUAACCUGUAAACAGAAAUGCACAGUUAGAACCAAGUUCCAUUUUCAUUAAGUUAUGAACACUGUUGCAUUGCUAGAUAAGUAACCAGUAAAACUCGGGGUUGUGUGCCUUCACCUUUUUUCUAAAUCCAUAACUUACAUAUUGCUAAUUUGUAUGCAGCAGAGAGAAAUACUGAAAUGAUAUUUUCCCAAAAUAAUUAAGAAGCUUUCAGUCUCUUUCACCUGAAGAGCAGGAAAGGUCAAUCAUGGCAUUCUGGCAGAUCAGGUCAUUGCUCUUUCUCUGGAAAAUGGUCUGGAGGUCUGCUUUCUUGCACCCGGUUUUCUGUUCCCAUUGCACUUGCUUCCACCACUUGAGAAACCAUUUUUCUGCCUUUGCCAACCACUACCUUGUACCUAGCGCUGCUUGGUGGAUCUCAAGAGUUUUUAUAAAAACAAAUCCCACAAGCAUAGACUCUGCCCAUGCCUACAACAUCUGCCAUUAAGGAAUAUGAUGAGGUGAUGAGUCCAUGAGAUUUGAUUCCAUGCUUCUUGAUGUUUGGGGGCGUCAGAAAUGAAGCUGAUGUAUGUUCAUGCAUAUUUCAGAAGAAGAUUACAUGGAUCUUCUAUAUGGGACUACUGUAGAAUUUAAUCAGAGAUAGGCAUCAGGUUACAAUAUUAUUAUGAGUUUGUGGGUGCUAAACCCUUAAUUACUGGGUUCAGUAGGUAUCAGAAUCUAAUUAAGGGUCAGUGUUAAAACUGCUACGCCUGUGUGUAUUUAAGCCUGUGUAUUAGAUGCUUCUAAAUCUUCUGGAAUUAGCAUGUGGCGCUGUGGGUUAAACCACAGAGCCUAGGAUUUGCCAAUCAGAAGGUCGGCGGUUCGAAUCCGUGACGGGGUGAGCUCCCGUUGCUCGGUCCCUGCUCCUGCCAACCUAGCAGUUUGAAAGCACAUCAAAGUGCAAGUAGUUAAAUAGGUACCGCUCCGGCGGGAAGGUAAACGGCGUUUCCGCGCGCUGCUCUGGUUCACCAGAAGCGGCUUAGUCAUGCUGGCCACAUGACCCGAAAGCUGUACGCCGGCUCCCUCGGCCAGUAAAGCGAGAUGAGCGCUGCAACCCCAGAGUCGGCCACGACUGGACCUAAUGGUCAGGGGUCCCUCUACCUUUACCUUUAAGCUUGUCUAAGCUUCCUGUGUUGAGGUAGUCACCUGAGGAAUGGGCCAUUAGGACAACAAAGCAUCAAAGAAACUCUUUGAGAGAUGGCAGAGGGGUGGGGACUCUUUCACUUAGGAGAUAAAGCCAAAAGCUUAAGAGAAGAGCGAGAGGAAGCAAUGUGGGCCAAAAGCUUAGAAGGUAGGAGUAAUGUGACAAGCAGAAAGCAGGAGGCAGAGAGAUGCCUGAGGACAAUUUGAAUCCAGGACUGUAUCUUGGGAAGAAGCAAGGCGCUCUUGGUGUGUGGUACUGGGAACCUCUCCAUCGAAAACUCAGGUUAUAUAUCUGUGUAAAUAAACCAUAUACUGUAUCAUAAAGACACUACAAUAUCUACUGUGCCUCAUUUUUCCAAAAGGAAACACAGACCCUGGAAUAUCUCACUACUGAGAAGAUUGGGAUAGUGCGUAACAAUAUAUAGACAUGUUGUAUAUCUGUUGAUAAAAUGGCAUGCUUACCUUCCACAGAUUGGAGUGAAAAUAAGUAAUAAAACUCAAGAAUUUG